Molecule: messenger RNA, 63882 nt
Organism: Pelobates cultripes (western spadefoot toad)
Lineage: Eukaryota; Metazoa; Chordata; Amphibia; Anura; Pelobatidae
Source: the annotation of a GenBank genome assembly
GGCUCCACCCUGCGCAUCAGCAGUUGCAGCAAGUCCUCCCGUCCUCUCCCAACAUGGCGCCGCUAACCUGCUGAGCUGCCCCAGCUCCCGGCCCCGCAGCCCCCUCCUCCUUCACCGAGACAUGCUCGCAGCGCCCGCCGGACAGCCCUAGCCAGCCAGCUGAGCUCCGGAGCCGCACACAGACAGCAGUUCGGGCCCAGCCCCGGAGCCCUCACAGCACAGCCGGAGCAGGAGGCCUUAGCAGCCGCCGCCGCCGCCAUGGCUCACUCCCCGGUAGCUGUCCAAGUCCCUGGGAUGCAGGUGAGCGGCCAGGGCCAGGCUGGGGGAGGGAGGGAGGGAGGGAGGAGGUAUCACGGCCUCCUGUCAUAUGUUAAUACAUUGAUAAACCCCCUGAGUCAGGGCAAUCCGAGUCUGCUGGACCCCCUCUGAUAAUAUCCAGGGUUUAAUGACUGUCUCUGGAACCCCCUCUGAUAAUAUCCAGGGUUUAAUGACUGUCUCUGGGACCCCCUCUGAUAAUAUUCAGGGUUUAAUGACUGUCUCUGGGACCCCCUCUGAUAAUAUUCAGGGUUUAAUGACUGUCUCUGGGACCCCCUCUGAUAAUAUCCAGGGUUUAAUGACUGUCUCUGGGACCCCCUCUGAUAAUAUCCAGGGUUUAAUGACUGUCUCUGGAACCCCCUCUGAUAAUAUCCAGGGUUUAAUGACUGUCUCUGGGACCCCCUCUGAUAAUAUCCAGGGUUUAAUGACUGUCUCUGGACCCCCUCUGAUAAUAUCCAGGGUUUAAUGACUGUCUCUGGAACCCCCUCUGAUAAUAUCCAGGGUUUAAUGACUGUCUCUGGGACCCCCUCUGAUAAUAUUCAGGGUUUAAUGACUGUCUCUGGGACCCCCUCUGAUAAUAUUCAGGGUUUAAUGACUGUCUCUGGAACCCCCUCUGAUAAUAUCCAGGGUUUAAUGACUGUCUCUGGAACCGCCUCUGAUAAUAUCCAGGGUUUAAUGACUGUCUCUGGAUCCCCCUCUGAUAAUAUCCAGGGUUUAAUGACUGUCUCUGGAACCCCCUCUGAUGAUAUCCAGGGUUUAAUGACUGUCUCUGGAACCCCCUCUGAUGAUAUCCAGGGUUUAAUGACUGUCUCUGGAACCCCCUCUGAUGAUAUCCAGGGUUUAAUGACUGUCUCUGGAUCCCCUCUGAUAAUAUUCAGGGUUUAAUGACUGUCUCUGGAACCCCCUCUGAUAAUAUCCAGGGUUUAAUGACUGUCUCUGGACCCCCCUCUGAUAAUAUCCAGGGUUUAAUGACUGUCUCUGGAACCCCCUCUGAUAAUAAUCAGGGUUUAAUGACUAAUGUCCAGUUUAAUCUGUCUUUCUGGACCAUCUUGAACUGUGGAUGUAUGGGAUCAUGUUAAGGUGCCUAUGGCCACCAGAUAUAACUGGUGUAGUGGUUCAUGUUCAAGUUAAAAUGGCCUCUGGGCAUCUCUGAUGUUGAGUUUAAUGCCUAGUAUUCAGGUUAACAUAUCUCAUCCGGACCCCCUAUAAUAUCCUGGAAUUAAUAGCUUAUGUACAGCUUCGUAUGUCUCUUCCAGUCACUUAUUGUGUUCAAUGGCUAGUAUUCAGACAAUUCAGUUUCUUCUGAAAUCUUGUAGUGAGUUUAUGGAUGGUGUCAUAUUACUAUUGUACCUCCUCAGGACACCUCUUCUAUUUGGGGUUAGGUUGGUAUUCAGUUGAUGAGUCUUCUGGACACUUUUAAUGUUGUGGAGUUUAAUGUUAUUCAUGUCAUUGUGCAUGGUGCAUGCUAAUGUUGUGUCCUGUAUCAGUUAUUUAGAUUCAUAUAUUUUGUCUGAAACUUACAAUUAUGGCUAUAGACUGGUCAAUAUGGUUUAUGUACUGUAUCCAUCUAAUACUAUGGCUUAAAAUGAUACUGAUCAGUGUUAGUAUGCCUCCCUUUGACUCUUUAGACUUCAUUGUUUAAAGGGCUGGUGGACCAUUGAUUAGUGCCCUGGACUUCACGCAAUGUUUUAUGUCUAAAAGUGAGGAACAUAUGUCUUAAUUUGUGUAAUACAUUUUUGUAAUUUAAAAUACUUAUGUUAAAAUUUUCUGAAAUAUGUUUCAAUUGUCCAUUGCAGACUUGCUAUGAAUUCCAAAUAAUGUCCCUUAUAAAUCUGUUCUAUACACUUAGAUGAAUUUUGUCACAUCAUUUGUUGUGCUUUGGCAUCUCAUGAACAAGUUUGAUAUACAUUAGUAUAUAAUACAUCUGAAAUAAUAUUGACUGGUUGUAUACUUGAUAUGUGUUUUGUUUUUUAAUAGUUAAACCUCUGCAUACAAACAAAAGCAGUGUUCUAGUUGAGCAAACAUUCCUUUUGCUAGAGAAGGAACUCCUUUUCCUGAGCCUAGUCUUGUAUGUGCAUAGGCACAUGUGUAAUUAAAGUUGGCAUACAUACCUGUGGAAUUUUGCUCCAACUUCUCAUCAUUAGUGGCUAAAAUGCUGUUACAUACUGUAUGUACACUUGCCGUUUACUGCACACUGUACUGCUGUAAAUGUAUACCUUGAUCACCCUUUCUCUUUAUCUAAAAUCUCAAAGUAACCUCCUGUCAUAGAUCUGGUUAAUCUGCAACUCCUUGGAAACUUCUCACAAUAUUAUAUUACUGAAUGUCUUUAGUUCCUUUUAAUACUUCUUGCCACACUGAACUAAACUUGAAUGCUGUUGUCACUUUUUUUUUUUUUUCUUGAAUGUUAUAGGUUUCACAAAGAAGUUAAAACGAACAAACAUCAGUAUUUAUUAACUUGUAGCCCAUCUGCUGUUCACAAAUUUGUGAUUUAGACUAGGCCUGGCUGUCAGAGCUGUGCAUUCUGCAACUCUACUGCUAAUAUUUUAUUGCAAAUAAGUCUCACGUGUGCAAUGGACAGGUACAGCUACACUGUGAAUUUAUGGCCACUGGAUAAAAGCUUUGGACUUAAUUAGUACUAGUGAUAUUUUGUGCUAGACAGCAAACAAAUGUCAUACCUAAUUUUACUUAGACCUCGCUAUCUCAUACCUGGCAAUCUUAAGAUGAUUUGUGGCUUUGGAAGGUAUUCAGGUUUUUAACCUUUAAGGGAUUUCUUUUAAAGGGGCCCAAAGGUGUUGAAUUACCUAAUGCCAGUGGAAUCUGCUCAAUAUUCCAAGGUCAUCACUGAAAAAAAAAAUAUUGAAAUGGAUCUGCAAGCUCUGCUUAUUGUUUAAUUUUUUUUUUUUUUUUUUAUUCUCUUUCUGAUGACAUCGGAAAUUUGUUUUGAAGGUCUUUUUAGUGACUUCAAGUUAGUUUGGACAUAAACAGGGGUUUAUUCACUAAACUUUGAGUCUUAUUGAAUUGAUGGCGAACAGCAAAAUUUAAUAUUAAUCUAAAAAUAGUCGAUCUGUGACCAUAGCGGAGUUUGAGAACUUUUCCAAAUAUUGUAAUUUUUUUUUUGUGGGGUACACUAUAGCUUGGAUUUUAGCACAUUUAAGUGUAGUGCAUACCGGUAGAUAACAAUUAAACAGAUAUCUAUGAAUGUGUCUGCCAUGUAACAAAGUCCUGGCCUCUUGAUUUUACCAGGAAGUGGUUGAAAUUCCUGGUUUUGUAAGGGAGAAUCACUCAGGUUGCAUGCUAGGUAAUUUCUCUAUACAACAGAAUGGGACUUCCAUUCACAUAAAUACUGAAAGUUGCAGAUCCCCAUCUUCUUGAUGAAAAUCAGUGGUAGCUGCAUGAAGAAGUGAACAAAAGCCACAACCAGCUGCAUUGUGCAUGUUUAAGCGAGUCCUUUUUGUUUUAUGUAGGGAAACAUUGCUAAUUUGAAAAGUGUACAGCUGUACUCUUUAGCCCAUAGCAGCUCUAAAAAGAAAAUUAUGCUAUGCAACUGACAUGCAAAAAAAAUAAAAUACUUGUUUAAAUAGUUCAUUGAUGUUCAGUUAGAUGUCUUUACUUCUAGAGCAGGACGUGACAAUUUUCCUUGAAUCUAGGAGCCUGUUUUUUAAAAAAAAACGCUUUCGUAUGGAUAAGCGUUGGAUGAGAUCAUAAAAAUUAAUAAUCUCCGCCAAUGGAGGCGGGGUCAACUGCGGUAAGGCCACCACUGUGCGGGGAAAAGGGGGAGUAAAAACACCUUUUGCGUGUGAUCGGAGGGGAAGGGGUUGGUUACCCAGACACACACGUGCAUUUACAUUCUUUUACACACUCACACAUUGUUUUAAUUAAAUGUAUAUCCACCCAGCCUCCCUACCUUUGGGAGAGCUAGAGGGCAUCCUUUCCUUAGCUUCCAGUGUACCUGCUAUGAUCCUGAAAUCUUCAAGCUAUUCUUGCUCUGCUCAGUUGCACGCCCUUUAAUGAUGCGGGGGUCAAAAUGUUAUCAUAACCUGGCACAGCUGAUCAUCUUUCGAAGGAGCAAAGCAAUAAGUACAGGAAGAUUACAGCUCCCAUUUCUUACAACCGCCCACAUCCAUUCUGUACAGCUGCCCACCUCGUGAGGCGGGGCGCUAAGGUGGCCAGUGCUGAAGAGCUUGACAAACACCCAGGUUCAGGGUUUAACUUGGAAAGAAUGCUUCUGGGAUGCAGGUACCGGUAAUUAUAGGAGUCAUAGCAUUAUCAAAUGGUGUGGGGGCACUCCUGGUUCCAUAGCCAUUACAUCCCACUAGUGGUUAUGGUAUUCGGAGUAUUCUUUUAAUUGGAACAGUUGCUUUCUUUUGAUGUAAGAUUAAAAAAAUAUGUUCAUUGUUAAUGCGCAGCAGCAGAAACACGCUAUCAAUAAUUAUCAAAUGACUACUUACAGGAGUGGCAUCAGGACAUCCCUGCCACCAUAACCAUUACACUCUUUAGUGAUUAUAGUGUUCAGUGUUCCUUUAAUUGAAACAGUUGCUUUCUUUUGAUGAAAGAUAAUUUCAACCUGUUGGCUUCAUUGUUGAUGUGCAGCAACUGAAAUGUUCUAUCAUUAAAUCACUUCCUCUGACUGAAGUCCACUUUGGUGGGAAAAUGCAGUUCUGAUUUAAAAAAAAAAAAAAAAAAACACUUGUCAGUUUUUGUGCUCAGUGUGGUUAUCCAAGUCUGAUUCUCCUCUUUGGCAGAAAGCUAGCACAUUGUUUUGAUGUUUGCUAAAAGCAGUAACUCAUGUUAAUCUCCCUCUCUUAACUCCUAAAGAGGUUUUGUAUUGUAAAUUAUUUGGGAUGCAUAAGCCAGGAGUUGUCUGGAUAGCUCUGCUUUGUCUUUUUUCGGGGAGAAUGUGUGCAGGUUGCUUGUUGGCUAAACAUGCCCUGAGAAUUUGUUUAGUUUUAAAUGUUUUGUUAAUGCUAAACAUUUCUGUUCUGUGCUUCAUCUAGCUUGGCAAAUUCAUGACACUGCAGUAAUACAGUUCUGCAAAGGAAAGACUCAGCCACUCUUCCAAAUUGGCAAAAGAACCCUGCCGUAUACUUUUGUCCUUCACUCCAACCAAUUUCACGUUUUUAUUACUAGUCCAGAGAGCAUGUUACUGCUCCAAUCUAUAGGACCUCUGUUCAAAUAAUUGUGUUAUGCAUUCUCUUGCCAUAACAACUCCUGCGUAUUUGUGGUAAGAAAGCUAUUGAUUCCUCUCACUUAAGAGAAAAUGUGAUGUCCAAACACAUUUCUGUAUAUGUGCGGGGUGGGGGUGGUGGGGUAUGAUGUGACAAUGCAAGUAGAAAAUGCUGAAUCAGUCUGAGAAUCAAACCUGUAACCCUGAAGUUUGUCAGAUAUACAUUUUGCUAUAAUAUAUAAAAUUACUUAAGGGCUCUUAAUAUUGUAUACAUACUUGCACUUUUAUUUCAAUAAAAAAUGAUUUCAGAUGGAUGGAGAAUCAAUACUUGUUUUGAGAACAUAUACCUCAGUAAGAUCGCAAGUUGCCUUUAUUUCUCUAACAUUCAUCUUCUUCCAGUCUUUCUAACAAACUUGAACGGAAAGCAGGAAAUAGGCAGUGGUUUCAGUGAUUCUCCAAAAUAGUCAUUGCAUAUUGAGUUUCACAACAGGUAGUUUGAAAUCGAUCAAUAUAUGAAACUGUGUAACUAUUUUGAAAGUUUUACCCAAUAUAAGGGGGGGUAUUCCACACCAUACAUGCCUUGCAAUGAGCUUUGUUCAAGGAGAUCACUUGUUGCUGUGCCCCAUAAGGACCAUAUAUACAUGCCUUUGCCAAACACAUGCAAGUCUCUACUGUUAGCUUGGGUAACUGCUGUAUUGUCAUUUUACAAUGCAUGGAAAUACUGGCAUUUGUUGAGUACUCAUGAGUCUAAUCUAGAAAAGUAUUAAACGUGUGGUUAGACCACACACACUAAAAAUAGCCCUCUAUCAGAUUGCAGUGAAAAGGUGUUCAGCUCACCUUUUAUUUCGGCUGGUCCCACUUCCAUGGCUGAGAUAACAAAUCUUGAUAAUUUCAACCAAUCCAAUGCUUUCCCAUAGGCCAGCUUUGGGAGGCCACUGUACAGAAAAAGGCUGCGCCAGUCAGCAACUCCUCAUAGAGAUUCAUUGAAUAAAUGCAUCUCUAUGGGGAUAGUUUAGUACUUCCACCCUCUGCAUUGAGACGCUGAAUGUAGGUGCUGCACACUGGAAUAGGAAGCACCUCUAAUGGCUCUUUGUGUGACUGCCGCUAGAGGUGUUUCUAGGCAGCCAUGUAAACACUGCUUUCUCUGAAAAGGCAGAUUUUAAACUGAAAAAAAGCCUUCAGAAACUGGCUAUAGACACUAGAACCACUAGAAUAAGCUAUAGAGAUUCUGGUGACCACAGUGUCCCUUUAAAUUGGAAGGGCACCAGGUUACUCCUGGCACCGUUACUACUACAGCAUGCAGUGGUGGUUAUGGUGCUUGGAGUGUUUCUUUAAGCAGAGCGAUAAACACUCUCAAAGUGUUCAAAAGGUAUAUACGUUAUUUAUCUUCUAACAAUAAAGCAAGUUUAAUUAGUGUAAUUUUUUAAGAGUGCGUCAAUUGUAGUACAAUUUCAAGUCUUCUUGUGUACUUUGACCUGUAUGUCUAAGUUACGGAACUAAUUUAUAGUAUGUUCUAAUCUCUACUCCUUGGACAUAAAAAGUGCAGUGCCCUCUCAAAUACAGCCACUCCUUUCUGUUGACAGCUAUUUGCUUAUGCAAAUCCUUUAAAGGACCACUAUAGUGCCAGGAAAACAAACUUGUCCUUAGGUCCCCCCCACCCUCAUGGGCCCCCCUCCUGCUGGACUGAAGAGGUUAAAACCCCUUCAGCCACUUACUUUUCUCCAGGGCUGGGCUCCCUCGGUGCUGGGAAACUCUCUUCCUCCACAGUGAGACAGCCACUAGAGGCUUAAUUAACUCUCAGUGUAAACAUAGCAGUUUCUCUGAAACUGUUAUGUUUUCAUCUGCAGGGUUAAAACGAGAGGGACCUGGCACCCAUUGAGCUGUAGUGGUCUGGUUGCCUAUAGUGGUCCUUUUAAUGAACUUCUGUAGUCAAUGGGUCCUUCCUUUUAAUACAUAUACAGUGCCUUGCAAAAGUAUUCACCCCCUUGACUUUUUUCCUAUUUUGUUACAUUAUAGCCUUAAGUUCAUUGUUUUGUUAAUCUCAAUUUUAUGUGAUCGAUCAGAACACAAUAGUCUAAAUUGGUGAAGUGAAAUGAUAAAAUGAUAUACAUAAAAAUAUUUUUUAGAAAUAGAUAACAGAAAAUUGGCAUGUACAUAUCUAUUCACCCCCUUUGUUAUGUAACCCAUAAAAAGCUCUGGUGCUACCAAUUAAAUUACCUUCAGAAGUCACAUUAGUGAAAUGAUUUCCACCUGUGUGCAAUCUAAGUGUCACAUGAUCUGUCAUUACAUAUACACACCUUUUUUGAAAGGCCCCAGAUGCUGCAACACCUAAGCAAGAGGCACCAAUAACCAAACACUGCCAUGGAGACCAAGGAACUCUCCAAAAAAGUAAGGUUCAAUGUUCUUGAGAAGUACAAGUCAGGGUUAGGUUAUAGAAAAAUCAAAAUCUUUAAUUAUUCCCAGGAGCACCAUCUAUUCUAUCAUAACCAAAUGGAAAUAACAUGGCACAACAACAAACCUGCCAAGAGACGGCCGCCCACCAAAAUUCACGGACCGGGCAAGGAGGGCAUUAAUCAGAGAGGCAGCACAGAGAACUAAGGUAACCCUGGAGGAGCAGCAAAGGUCCACAGAAGAGACUGGAGUAUCUGUACAUUGGACGUCAAUAAGCCGUACGCUUCAUAGAGUUGGGCUUUAUGGCACAGUGGCCAGAAGAAAGCCAUUACUUUCAAAAACAAAAUGGCACGUUUUGAGUUUGUGAAAAGGCAUGUAGGAGACUCCCAAAAUGUAUGGAGGAAGGUGCUCUGGUCUGAUGAAACUAAAAUGUAACUUUUCGGCCAUCAAAGAAAACGCUAUGUCUGGCGCAAACCCAACACAUCACCCAAAGAACACCAUCCCCACAGUGAAACACAGUGGUGGCAGCAUCAUGCUGUGGGGAUGUUUUUCAGUAUCCGGUACUGGGAAACUGUUCAGAGUUGAGGGAAAGAAGAUUGUGCUAAAUACAGGGAUAUUCUUGAGCAAAACCUGUACCACUCUGUGCAUGAUUUGAGGCUAGUAUGGAGGUUCACCUUUCAGCAGGACAAUGACCGCAAACACACUGCUAAAGCAACAAUUGAGUGGUUUAAGGGUAAACAUGUAAAUGUGUUGGAAUGGCCUAGUCAAAGCCCAGACCUCACUCCAAUAGAAUAUCUGUAGUCAGACUUAAAGAUUGCUGUUCACAAGUGCAAACCAUCCUCCAGCUGUGAUUGUCACAAAAGGUGGCUCUACAAAGUAUUGACUUGAGGGGGUGAAUAGUUAUGCACAUUGACCUUUUCUGUUGUUUUGUCCUAUUUGUUGUUUGCUUCAUAAUAAAAAAAAUAAAUAAAAAAAAAUCUUCAAAGUUGUGGGCAUGUUCUGUAAAUUUAAAUGAUGCAAAUCCUCAAACAAUCCAUGUUAAUUCCAAGUUGUGAGGCAACAAAACACGAAAAUUGCCAAGGGGGUGAGUACUUUUGCAAGGCACUGUAUUCUUAUUUAUUCCUUCACAAUUUGUCCACAUAAAAAUGUGCAAACAAAUAUUUUUCAAAAAUGGACUGUUUACAUAAUCAUUGACCUGGCUACAUGUCCAAUAUUGAUAAUCUACACAAGACUAAUAAAUUAUGCUUUGCAUCAAAGUGUCUUAUCAGUCUGAUUGUCAAUACUACCACUUUUUAUAUAGAGCAUGAAGAUACAUUUAUUUUUUCCAUAGUGUCCCGUACAGAUUAUUUAAAUUUUUUUUUUUAAAUCACCAACUAUUAUACAGUUCACAAGGGUAUCUGAAGUAAUUGCUUGCAAAUAAUGCACACCAGCAACACAUUUCUCUAUAGCAUAUAGGAAGUGGUUUUCUAUGUUUGGAUUAUUUUCUAGUACUGAUGAGGUUGAGUCCUGGUUCGGAAUAUUGUCCCUUUAACUAAAACAAGUUGCUUGCUGACUGUAAUGUUUGUUACAAAUAUUGGUUUGCACAUAAAAUACACCUUUACCUAUAGUAUUGAAAGUACCUGAAAUAGUUUUUAAUUUUUUUUUUAUAUAUAUAAUCUGUUAAUUGUUAGAUGCUAUGUUUUAUCUUUGCCUCCUAUUAAAGGUAAAGAGAUUAUUUGAACAGGGUUGCUUGUCUGCAGUGUGAGUGACAUUCUGCUUCGCUUUAUUUGUAUUCCUAGUGAUUCAUUAAGUUGCUUUCCUCUUAUUGUUGAUCACGUGUACAUAUGUUUGAUGUAUGAAAGGUUUUCUGUGAUAUGUGCAGUUCUGUUUUAGUGUGUCCCUUCUAUACUUUGCUUAAAGGGAUCCUAUAGUGCCAGGAAAACAAACCUGUUUUCCUGGCACUAUAGGUUAUUGGGGCGCCCCCCUCCCUGGGCGAUGAAGGGGUUAAAACCCCUUCAGUUACUUACCUAGAUUCAGCGCUAAGGGAACUCUCCUCCCUCGCCAACAUCCACUCCCGAGUGGAGCCGAAUGCGCAUUCAAACUCGCCCAUAAGAAAGCAUUACUCAAUGGGGAUCUUAUUUGACAUUGGACUCCGUGAGGACGUCCAGUAUCGGAUUAGUGCAAUUUACUUAGUGUAAAUCGCAGAAGCGGACUCUAGUGGCUGUCAGGGAGACAGUCACUCGAGACUGGAUUAACCUGCAGUAUAAACAUAGCCGUUUCUCUGAAACAGCUACGCGUUCAGCUGCAGGGUUAAAACUAGGGGGACUUGGCACCCAGACCACUUCAUUGAGCUGAAGUGGUCUGGGUGCCUAUUGUGGUCCUUUUAAAGGGUUUCUCCAACAUCCAUGAUCACUUCUGUUUUUAAAAGUAGUCAUUUAAAAGAAAUCUGUAUGUGCAGCAUUUCAGCUAAAAACGCUGCCUACACAAUGAAAUUUAUUUUGUGUGUCAGUGUAAUUACACCCCUGGCACACAUGAUUUAGUCAGCCUGGAACUCUGUUGUGGACUGACUGAUUUGAAUCCUGUGCAAAACUUUAAUCUGCCUGCCUACCCGAUGUCCAAUAAGUCUGUGCACCUCCAUGUGCCUUCCCCUUGUCAAACCCCACCCUUUGACUAGCACACACCACCUCCCUCCUUCCCUAGUCGGCAUUCCGAUUGGGAGGUGGGCAGCCUACAGUGAUGAGCUGUCAUUUGGCUCUUCUUGGCGCUUGUGACCGGUCACACUGCAUAGUCUCUUACUUUAAAAAUAAGUCUUAUUUAUUGAAGCUUGGUGUAGACCUCCAUAUUCUUGUGGCGAUACAUGCAUCGCUUUAUAACUGGAUUGCAUUAUCGAUUUACCUCUGCCUGACCUGUCGCGUUCUAUAAUAUGUAUAUGUAUUUUAACACGUAUAUGUAAUAUUUUUAGGAUUUGGACCCUGAUGUUAUUUAAGGAGGCAUCUUGCUUUAGGUCUGAUGUCUUGUCUUUGCAAAGCAGCCAAUUACCAAACUAUGACCAGAAGGGCAAACAAGGAAGUAAAUAAUUGCAACAGAAAACAUCACUUUGUGCUCUCAUAGGAUGAGUCAUUGUUCUGGUUAGGUGAUUACACUCACAUACACACUCACACUCCCUCAUAGGAAAUAUAAAGUACACCUCUGUGAAAUCUAUGGUUUUACAUAUCGCUGUGUCAUGAUUUAUUUUCCCAUGACUGUGUGUCGUUGUCAUGUAGUCUAGCAUUAUAAGGCAAGUUAUUCAGUUACUAUUGUCUUGGAGCAAUGUUUGUAUUCAGAGUACUAGAAUUAACACAUGAGAGCUCUUAGAGAAAUGUGACUGUCAUACUGUAUGCCCAUGUUUGCUUUUAUUCCCUGAAGUCUUACUGUGGGAUAGCACCAGAGCAUUGCUGACACUCUUGUCAUUACAGAACACUGUAGUAGUUAUGGUGCUUGGACUGUUCUUUUAAUAUAUUAACUUUUCCCAAUGUACUGUAUAAUCAAACCAUUUAAAUAACCUCCUGAUCUGCCCUAUUUCCCUACAGAAAGCAUGUUUGUGGAUUCCCAGCUUCAUUUGCAUUCCUUCUUUCUCCAGAUUCAUACCUGCAUCCUGUUUUCCCUCAGCAAACACUUCCAUAAUUUUUGCUACCACUAACACAUCCACACUUUCUAUCUUUCUCUAUAGCAUGUUCCUUCACCUGCCUCUAACAUUAACCGCUUAACUGCUUCCCAAGCUAAUCAAUAUUUACAUAUAACCCCAGGUCUCUAGACAUUACUUCAAACAGCCUCUGCAACAUCUUGUCUCUGUAAAUGUUCUGUUAACAGUAACUCCUUAAUGGCAGAGAAUAGAGUAGUGCAUGGACUCAUUCUAUACAUCCAAAUCUCUUCAUUAAAUGUUACCUCUCAUGCCAGGUACAACUUAUGCUUUUUUUCAGAAGCUUUAAAUUCUAUCUAUACAUUGUGCUAACAGAUUUGUGUAGAUUAGGAGAAAAAUCUAUUUAUAAUAGUUUUUCUCCAACCCUCAAUUCUUUGGCAUACAGUAUAUACUAGAGUAUAAGUCUAGUUUUUCAGCACAUUUUUUGUGCUUAAAAACCCCCACUCGACUUAUACUCGAGUCACUGUCUGUAUUAUGGCAACUUAGAGAGCCGCGGCCGUCAGAGCCAUGGCAACGAUCCGCGAGACUUACAGUGGAGCUGACCGGAACGGAGGAGAAAGGAGCUGACAGGAGCUGCAGGAAAGGUAAGUAAAUGCUUCCUGCCGGCUCCCCCACUUCACAGCCCAUGCCACUGGACCACCAGGGAUUAAGACACAGCACCCAGACAAUUUCAAUUAACUGAAGUGGUCUGGGUGCCUACAGUGUCCCUUUAAGGGAGCUAACAGAGGGAUCCUUGUAGGAGCAUCAUGGCUCCAAAUAAGAAGACACAAAAUACAAACCUUAUAAAAGUAGCAAUGCAAUAAAAUAUCUCUUGCCAGAGAUGGAAGCACUUGGCAGAUCCCAGGUAAGUUGUUACAUUUUUCUUAUACGGUUUUAGAACUGAAGUGUUUAUGGUGGUUGGAGUGUUCCUAUAACAUAUUAAUUACAUUUGACCUGUGUGUUUUGCUGCAGGUCCUAAAUGAUUCCAAAUCUGGUUGAGUACAUCGUGUUCUAGACUUGUUACUAAGUCUCACUAAAUUGGUUAGUCAGGUGGUAGAGAUACAUUUUUAUUUUUUCCCCCUAAAACGCACAUUUUCCUUUGCUUUUUGUAUCCAGUGAAUUAGACUAUAAAUAUAUUGCACUCACCACUCCCUCCCCAAUGCCAUUGAUGCAUGCAGAAACUAUGGCCUAAACUAUUGCCAAAAUGUUUGUCCCCAGUGAAAAAUUGGAAGGUGUAAUUUCCUCCCCCCCCCCCACCCCCUUUAAUUUAUUUUUUUAACUUUGUCUAAUUCUUGAACCAGUUUACAUUAAAAUUUAGUUUCCUGUUCUCUUCUAUUAUAGCAGCUCUCAGAUAAUUAAGAUAUUUUCACACCCAUAUUAUGCUCUUAAAUGUUAUUUACCCAUCUUUAAUAUUAUGCUAAGCUAUAAUUACAUCUCAUUGGUAAGCGCCAUAUAAGGAUUUUGUAGGGAUAGUUGUCCAUUAAAGGGACCUUCUAAUUAACAUAAUUACAACUACUUCUACCAUAACUACUGCACAAGCUGGCAUCUAGAAGCUGCUCCCUCUUCAACCAACUCCAUAAUAUUGAAUUUACAAAUAGGUGGAAAGCACUGCCUAAUUCAACCCCCCAGGGUUAUUAAUCUAUCACUGCAAUCUAGGUUGGAGAACGGCACCUAUUUAUUUUUGGUAACGCAGCCCUGAUCCUGAGCUGCAGUUUUUAUGUUGCUUAUACUGCUUUUUAAAAUUUGAAACAAGUAGAUUUUUUUUCUUAUUAUGGCUGUUUUAACAUUCUUCUUUAUUAGGCGAAGUCAGAUGUAAUUGCUUAGCACAAAGUCAUGACCACACUCAUUGGCUAACAGCAUGGACUGUAGAGCUGUCUUAGUUCUCCUGCAAGAGAAGGCCAGAUGAAAUGGACGAGCAUAUAGCAGGAUAGGCUGUGACUUCUUAAUAUGGGAAAGCAUCAGAGUACUCCUGGCACCAUAACUAUUACAUGGGCCGUAGUGGUUAAUGUGGUUGGAAUGUUCCUUUCUUUAUAAUCCUUGAUGCGGCUUUCCAUUUUUGUGAAUUAUUUUUUUUUAAAGUACCUUAUAGUGUUGUUUUUACUGGAACAAUUCAUAGCUUGUAGUAGGGCUCACAGGCAACAGUACAUGUGCACUAGCAACUAGUCCUGCGUUGUGCGUUCAUUUUUAUAAAGGACAGCUACUUGUUCACCUGCAAUGCAAUUUAAAUGGUACAAUAAGGCAAGCAAUGUAGGGGGUCCUCAAAAUUGUUUCCCUUUAUUGUAUUCAGGGCACUCUCAUGUCAGUUGCUAGCAUUAUUUUAAUUUCCUUACUGGAUUCACCGAAGCCGGCUCUGCUGGGUACUAUUCUUUAGGUUUCCUCUGUUCCUAUUGAGUACUACCUCUCACAUAUCCACCACCUCCCUGACAAUUUAGAGCAUGAUCUCUUGUUGCUUUUUUGUUCGUCAAUGCUUUGUAGCUGGUUACAGAAAUAGCUACCUAUAAAUAAUUUUACUUUUGCAUUAAUAUUUUGCAGAUUUAAAUAUAAACAGUUUUGUUUUCUUUAGUGUUUUUCUUUUAAAAUGAAAGAAACUAAAUAAUUUUGCAUCUUUUUUUGUUAUCCAUUAAUUUAAAUUUUAGCCUUUUGCUUACAAGUAUUUUCUUCCUGGAACAGAAUCUACUUUAUCAUACUCUUAAGAUACGGUUUGCUGAAAGCAGUUACUUAAAGGAUUAGACUUUUUUUUUUUUUUUGAGGGUUUGUUUUCCCUUUGCAUGUAAAAACACCAAAAUAACUUAACUAGGCAAUAUAUAAUCUGUAAAGGGAUGCUGUAAGAUCUAUAACUGUUUAAUCGUAGUGUCCUCUGGCACUGUCGAUCCAUUCAGUGUUAAAUCUUUUUCAAACAAAUUAACUAGGGUUACCUGACCAACUAUAAACCAAUCCCUCCCCCCACAAUUUAAGUAGUCAAAUAGAUUUUAAAUGGUUUGACUUAGUUAGAUCAUUGACACUCUUAGCCAAUGAGCUUAUGGAAGCAUGUAAGCAGGAGGUUCUGGGUUUCUGUACUGCUAAGUGGAGGCUUAUGCAUGUGUAUUAUACUGUUUUUUUUUUUUGUUUUGUUUUUUUAAAAGCUGUUAAGAAUCUUUGUUAAAGGGCACAGAGCUUUCUUAAAGUUGAGCAUGCUUUUCUUAUAGUCCUUUAUGAUUGCUUACAUCCAGCAUGUCAAACUCAGUCUAGCACGGGCCACAUAAACAAGGUUUAAGUUUAUGUGGGCGGCAAAAAAAACUCUUAAACUUUCAUAGAAAAAAGUUUUAUUUUUAAAAGUAGAGCAUAACCCCCCCCAGCUUCCCCCUCCCUCUACUAAAUCCCAGCACCCCCCUCUAGCCAACAAGCAGACUCCACUCACAAUGCCGCUGCCAGUAUGCGACUCCGGAGUCCAGCCUCUGGUAUACCCCAAAUGGCGCCGUCCACACCCUGUGCCAUAUCUGAUCCUCCCGCUACUUCUGGAAACCCUGUGAAGGUGGAGUACGUCAAUGUCAUGUCGGAAUGUGAUAUGCCGUUGCGUGCCUCCAUUCACCUCCAGGUACUCCACUGUCCAGUCGCAGCCAGUGCAACACUGACUAACACUCACUGACCAACACACUCUCUUACACAUUCUUGCACACAUCAUUUUCUUUAUUGCUCCCUACCUUUGGGAGCUGAUGUGGUGCCUCUCCCUGGGGUCCAGUGGGGAUCUUCUAUCUUCUAUCUGCUCCUCCCUGCUCCCUCGCGCGCAGUUUAGUGAUGCCGGGUGCCGCAAUAUGACAUCAUAUUCCGGCACCCAGCUUCACUACAGACGAGCUCUGGAGGGAACAGUGAGGAGCAGGAACAGUGAGGCACCUGCAAUUUGGGGAAAGCAGGUGCCAACUUUGCUUUAACAUCAAGCAUUUAGGCGCAGCUCGCCGGGCUGCAAAGAUGUCCAUUGUGGGCUGCAAAGGUGUCCAUUGUGGGCUGCGAGUUUGACAUGCUUGGCUUACAUGCUUUAGUAAAAUGCAAUUUAUUUUUAUUUUUUUAUUAAUAUUUUCAUUUUAAACACUAAUGCUGACAACGGAUACAACCAGAAUUGAACUUUAUAUACUUAGCUUUUGCUUGGUUGUGAUAAGGCAAUAUAUAUUUUUAAAAAUUAUUUAUUUUUCUAAAGACCGGUGAAACUUGUAAAUGGAUAUGCAGUAAAAAACGCUUAUAUCUGUAUACAGCAAAUGACCAUCAGCAUUGCUGUUACUAUUGAAUGAUUUUACUGCUAACCUAACCUGUUCUAUUUGUGUGUGAAUUCUGUUUCCUUUUAUGGUUUCAUCAACAUUCUUUAGUAAACUGUCAUGGCAAGGCCUGGCCUAAUAUCUACAGGUUGGUAACACAGUAAUUGUAACACAAUCUCUGGCUCUGUUAAUAAGUAAAUGGAAAACCACUUUAAGAGAACACCUUAUCUUGAUGCUGAAAAAAACGUAUCCUUCAAAGAAGACAAUACCAUACAUAUGUCCCAACUGAAUUUUCUAACCUUUUACUCUUCUUGGUUAAUUUAUUUUGUGGUCAUUGAUUAGCUUUCAUUUUUGGCUGAAACUUCACUGGAUUCCUAGUUUUCUAUCAAAUGGUUUAAAAAGUUAGGAAUGUAAGCAAACUAUGUGGACUCCACAUAUGAGUUCCAAUUGAGAGCCACAAUCAUUUAUUUUAAAUGAGAGAAGGUACAACAGUAAUUAUUGGGGUGUGUGUGUACGUACAGACACACACAAAUUUUUUUUUCUCAUGAUCAAGGAAAUGGAUAGUUGCCUUUACGUCUCACACAGGACAGGUUGGACUGAAAAAGCUUAAAAAAAUAAAAUAAAAAAAAUAUGGAGUCCACAUUACCAAGCUCCUGCCUUAUAAAUGAUAUCACUACCCUGAGGUCCCCAGUGUCUGCCUGUCCUUGGCAAAUGUACUGUCCUUGGUACUGUCCUUGUGCAGUGUGUAUAUAUAUCCAAUUUUUUGGGGUUUUGGUUUUAGGUCGGCAUCAAAACUUGGGAUGUUUUGAUGACAUGUCAAUCUAAAGUGCAAAAAGAAUUGUCUGAAUGUUGUAUACCUGUUUAGGUAUAUAUCAGUCAUCGAUGCAGAUUAGGAUUUUUUUUUUUUAAUAGCUAAAUAAUUUCAUUUGUGUAAUCCUUGAGGGUUACAGCCACACCAUGGUUAAUUGACACACUGCUGUGUAAUACAUAAUGUUUGUCUGACUUCAUGUUAAAGUGCCUAAGCACAAAGGGUUCUAAGUGGAACAUAUUGUUUUAAAUGGUACAAAUUACAUUUAACAGGUCUCUGCAGGCAGUCCUUAAUGUAUAAUGCUUCUAAUGCAGUGAAUAUAUAUUUUAUCAAGUAAAAAUAAUUUAUAAGCUAAAUUAUAUAUUUAAUUGCUUUAGCAGCUGUUAAUCUCAAUCAUGAUCUGACAUUUGUGGGUGUCACGCCCACUUCUUUCUUUCACCUUGCUCCCACCCCUGUCUCCUCCUCUACCAUGGAGCCUAUAUGUUAACUUCAUUGCCACCCUUUUAGUGUUAAAACAGAAUAUCGCGUAGUACUCAAGCGAGCGGCGUGCUCUAACCAAGAACAAAUAUAUGUUGACUAUUGAUUGACAGGUGAUGGACAAUAGAUUUUAUUACAAUUAUCAGAAAAUAUACACACCUGCUAGUAAAUCUACUGGCAUAACAUAUAGAUGUUAAUUACUUUAUUUUUAUCUUUUUUUAAUGCGUUUUAUCUAAAGGUCUUUGAACAUUUUAAAUAUAGCCGUUACCAGCAUCCAAUUGCAUUGAUUUCAUUUCAAUAUUUGUGUUCAGAAUGUACUUUAAAUGCUUGCUUUCACUUAUAUGAUCUAGCGCCAAUGUCCCUCGGGCGGGGUUGGGCUUCUCUGAUGUAAGCCAACGGGGAAACCUAAUGGUCAUGCGCAACAAGUGCCACACGUGCAUUAGGUCUUCCCCAUAGGAAAACACUGACUCUGUUUUGCUUGAUGCUGGAUGUCUUCAUGCAAAGCACGAGGGUGUCCAGCAUUGUUUCACAAGUCAAACUACAGGAAGUGGUUAGUUGACAGCCAUUAGAGGCAGUGUUAACACUGCAAAGUUUACAUUGCAGGGUUAAGGUAACUGCACCUAGAACACUUCAACGAUCUGAAGUGGUCUGCGUGCAUGUAGUGACCCUUUAAUCAUCAUAAAGGCUGGCUGAGUGCCAUGUGAGAUGAAGUCUGCAACCAAUGGAUUCUCAAAAGUUAGCAAGCACAGUUUUUGUAUUUAUUUACAGACAUGUCGCCAAAGCAUAUACAGGUAUGUUGACUGUAGCGUUGCGAUUUGUUGUAUAUCUCUAUGACCCUUAAAAGGUUGUGACUGUAAUCUUAUUUUCACCAGAUCUGACACAAGUUAGUUACUUUCUGCAUGUGGCAACCUGAUAUGUGGGCGAGGUCUGCUUUUCUCUAGCAACUCCCGGUUGUCUGCUUCCUUUUCUAAUUAUCAAACAGCUUGUUCUUCUCCUGUCCAUUAUCUUCACUAGUUUUUUUAGACAGGAGAUAUCGUGCUGACGUAGCUCUUAGCUCAAAGUGUGUUUUGUCUCUGUCCAAACGAGUCUUGUAAUAGCCUUGCUAUAUUUACGGCUGCAGAACUCAUUGACGAUUUAUAAAUGAGGUUAUUUGAAACAGUGUUGUCUUGGUAACUUGAAAACAGAAUUGUUCCUUCAUGUUGUAUUCAGUUUGUAAAAUAUAUCAAUUGUAGUAUACAAUGGUAAAAUGCAUGUUGAAGGAGAAAUGCAGCAAAGUGAGAUAUUUGGUAUCUAGCUUUCUGUAUCAUGAACUGGUUAGACAUUUCAGAUUUAUUUAUUUAUUUUUUAUUUGAUUUUUGUUUUGUUUUUUUCGUUUCUCCUCUGCGCACUUAUAUUAUCAGGGAUUCCAUUGUUAUACACCUGCAUGUGUAUCUUGAUGCAUUCUUGGUCUCUAAGCCUGUGAGAAUCUGCCUCACUACUAUUUAGCACCACCCCGGUCAGUGUCCCAAUACUUUUGCCUUGUUCAUAUUUGGCCCAGCUAUGGAAAGCAUGCUGUGUAUGCUAGCCAACUAGAAGCUGUUUGUACACUCAUUUGAAGGGCUGUGCUCUAAUUCUGUUUUGAAUUUUGUCCUACUCCCCAACAUCCCCAAAACCUUGGUUCAUUACUUGGGACAUUCAGUCUUCACUUCUGAUAAGUCAAGCAAUCACACUAAAGGUUGUGAAAUGAAUGAGAAGGGACCAGUUCAUAUGAUAUUUACCUUUGGUGCAUCUGUCAUACAAAUGUAUACAUGUUUAUUACUCUAAUAAAUGAUAACUGCUGUUGUCAUAAGGAAUGCUAAACUUCUUGGUGUGAUAACUGUGGUUAGCAAAGGUUUAGGGCUAGGCCACUGACUUUUUGAGCCAGAGUGCCUCCGCUUGCACUGGCUGGGAAUCCCAGUGGCUGCAUGGAUUCCAUCACUGAUUGUUGAAACCUGCGCUAUUUCUGUGAUGUGCUGGCUUGUUAUAAUUGCGCCAUCACUGUGUUAGGUGUUUUGAGUGUCUUGUGUGAUUCUAGUGUAACACGUUUAUUAAAGUACGUAUUUAGUGGUCAUUAUGUAUCCUUGAAGCAGAUCCACAAAUGUUGUGGGAUUUCUGAUCUACUUUAUAUUUUGUGCUGAUGGUCCUCCUAUAAAUCAUAAAAACCUUCACAAACUGUGUUUUUAAAAGGUUUACAAAAAUUUAUCGUCUUUUUUUUUUUUUAAUGUUGAAAUGUUGAUGUUGAGAUGUUUGAAAGCAUAUCAAAACACUAAUGCAAUACAAUCAUAGUAUUAUGCAAUGUGGUGAUUUACCACUUUUGGCAGUUGCAGGAUGGUAGUACGCAGAUUAAUAAGUGACAUAAUGGGUUAGAAUGCAGUUUAUCCAGUUAUAUUGUGCUAAUGCCUCUUGCCCUUUGACUUGAUAUUACCAUACCUGAAUGUACACUGCUUUGUGUUGUGUAAGCACCAAUCUGCCUGCAGUUCAUGUACUCCUACAGAAACUGCCUACUCCCUUCAGCACAUCAAAGUGUGUUUAUGGCUCAAAAAUCCUGUCUUUUGAUCACGCAUAGACUGUAUCAAUAUAUAUUUUUUAUUUUUAUUUUGAUACGGAUACCUCUUUUGUAUUGCUAGUUUAAGAUUUUUGUGCCAACACCAUUACACUUGGGUAAAAUAAAGUACACCCUAUUCAUUUUACAUAGGUAAGCAUUGGACAUAGCAUGUCACUGCCGAGGGCAUCCGCAUGUUAAAUUCUUCCCAGACCAUGUAAAAACAUCCAGUUAGUUGUAAGUUGUGUUAUUGUGAAGUGGAACAGAUAUGUUAUGUAAUGGUAGGCAACAUAUGCUCACAGAACUGAACUUUUGAGCAGUGGAAGAAAUGUGCACCUAAAAGUUAAAAAUGAAAGGCUCUACAUCAAGAUUUUUGUAAAAAGGUACUGUAAGCACCAUAACCAUCAUUGCUAGUUUUGGUGGUUAUAAUAUGAGUCUUUGAGUGUCCUCCCAUGUGUUUUUGUUUUUCCGUUCCCCUGGUUCCUACCAGAUUGUCUCAAAGCUGUCCAACUUUUGACUGCAAACUUGAAAGCUGCAAGAGCUAGGUAAAUCUGUGAACAGUGCUAAUAUUACAGUUGUUUGUGGGUAGUCCUUCAAUAAUGUGUAGGGUUAUUGGUGCACCUCAAAGUAAAUUGCCUGAGGGAUGGCAAGUCAGCAGUAACUGGGCCCCCAAUAAUUUUUAUUUUUUUUUGUGAAUGAUUUUUUAUUCAUUUUGCAUGUAUUAAGGUUCGAUGAGACACGCAGGUCUCCAUUGCAUGGUAUGACAAAAGAUAACAAGUCUGGCUCGCAGGCCCCCAUCAUAGAAGGACUCGCAGGUCCCCAUUUUCUGGUGUUACGCUUGUUCGGGAAUAUGUUACGUUACGUUUUUAUAAACUGGGUGAACAAUAUGCCAGGUAACCUUCCUUGAACUGGGUUAAUCAGUCCUUGAUUAGGUGUCAGUGUUUGUGGAGUGAGCUCCGUUCUCUGUGUCGUUUGUACACGUAGGAACUAUAGUGUAUGCGUUGUGUCCCUUCUAUUGUGUUCGAGUUCCGUCUAUGUGUCGGCGUUCCUCUGCUAUCUUGUCUGGUCACACAGUGUGUCAGGGGCUCAUUCUGCGUGGGAGCCUGGGAACGUAGGCUUCCCCUAUGGUCUCUGUCGUCGGGCAUCUCAUAGAGCCCUGUGUCUCUAGCCGUGCGGUAUUGUCCGUGUUGGGCUUGUGCUUUCCCCGCUGUUACUAUCAGUAUUUCCCGUGUUUAACCAGGGAUAUGGUGAUAUUGCGGGCAGGGGGUACCCUUUUGUUGUGUGUGUGGUUACGGCAUUAGCCGUGUCAUUGCCGGGCCUGUCCAGGAUUAUCACAGUUGUUCGUGUGUUUUGGCUUUGGGGUGUCAUCCCGGGCUGGUCUGGAAGUGUGUACCAGUUUGUGUUUGUUGUUGUUCCUGAUUAUGGUAUCCCUGAUUGCUGUGGGUACGGUGGGGAUGAUCCAAUCAAUGAUAAUGCUCGGGUGGUUCAAGGGGAGGGAGGGGGAAGAAAAGGGGGUGGUUUCGUUCAGUUCGUCUGUCGGCCGUCUAGCGUCGUCCGAGGUGUGUGUUCUGAGUUCUAUCUGUCUGUGUUGUGAUGUCCGUCAGUGUUAGGUCUGAGUUCUAAUUGGAAUUCUUCUUUUGCCGUCUCUAGAAUCCAGUGCGUCCAAAUGCUCAUGUAGGUAGUGGGUGUAGUACUGGCCGUCAUGGUCAGUUCCUCUAUCGUCCUAAGUUCCUCCAUUUGGUUAAACCAGGUCGAAAGUGGGGGUAUCACUGUUUGUUUCCAGAAUUGGGGGAGCACUCGUUUGGCCACGUUAAGUAUUCUAAUAGUCAUGGAUUUUUUGUAUCUGGAGCGGGGAACUGUUGUGUGGUGUAGGAGCAUCGCUGCCGGUUCCGGGGGGGGGGUCGCAUCCGUGAAUUUCUCUAGCAUUUUGUGUAUCCUCUUCCAGUACGGUUGGAUCAGCGCGCAAUCCCACCAAAUGUGUUUCGUGGUGCCUACCUCUCGUUCACAUUUCCAGCAGAGUCUGGAGUGGUCUGGGUUUACGUGGUGAAGGAGGUGUGGUGUCCUAUACCAAUGUGUUAGAAGCUUGUAGGCCGUUUCCUGUGUUUUGCUGUGAGUGGAACAGUGGUGUGUAAGGUAGCAGAUGGAUUCCCAUUCUGCUUCUGUAAGUGUGUUACCCAGGGCGGCCUCCCAUUUUCCCAUGAAGAGGGGUGUCUCGGACGGGGUUUCUGAUUGGAGCAUGGAGUAUAGGAAGGACACUCCGUGUGGGAGCGGGUCUGGGUGUGAGCUGACCACUUCUAUCGUGGUCCGGUCUCUGGCGAGUGCUGGUCCCUGUGGCAGGGAGUGGACAUAGUUGGUCAGUUGGGCAUGUCGGAAGUGGUGCAUAAAGGUCGGGGGCGUCUCUCCCAUCGUGUCCGUUAGCGUUUUACAUUUCCCUCCUUGGAGGAGGUGGUGUAGGCGUGGGGAUCUGUCCGGGAGGAUGUGUUUAAGGGCUCUUGGGUCUAAACCCGGAGGGAAGUCCUCGUUGUGUCAGAGGUAGGAGGGGGGAGGGGUACGGUGCCAUAUUCCCCUUCGCGGCCCUCCUCCACACUCUCAUGGUGUGUCUCGUGUAUAUGGACAUGUCACCCCUAUCGGUUGUGUCUUGGCCCCAGGGAAGGCCCGAGAUCGGUCUGCCUGCUUCUGCCUCUUCAACCGUCUUCCAUAGUUUGCGUACUCCGUCCUUAGACCACUCCAUGAUUCUCUGUAGGUGUGUGGCCACGUAGUACUGGUGGAAGUCUGGGAGGGCUAGUCCCCUUUUGUCUUUAGGACGUGUCAGUGUGGAAAAUUUCACUCUGGGCCUCCCCCCGUUCCAUACGUAUUUUAUCAUUCUUUUCUGAGUGUGUUAAAGAAGGGGCCCGGUAUGACGAUGGGGAUGGCCUGGAAGAGGUAUAAAAGGCGCGGAAGGAAGUUCAUUUUUAUGACCUGCACUCACCCGAGCCACGAUAUGUGCGGGUAGGACCAUUCCCUCAAGUCUCUUUGGAACGUGUGCAGUAUAACGGCGAAGUUGUCCCUAUAUAGGUCUCUGCUCUGCCUAGUCAGCCAUAUUCCUAAGUACCUAAUUUUAUGUUCAGCCCAUUGGAAGGGGAAACUGCGUCGUAGAGGGUCUGCGCGUGUGGCGGGGACGCUUACAUUAAGGAUGUAGGAUUUACCGUAGUUAAUUUUUAGGUAAGAUAUAUCGCCAAAUGUCCGCAAGUCUUUCUGGAUGUUUGGAAGGGUGAUUUCGGGGUUGGUCACCACAAAAAGUAGGUCGUCCGCGUACGCUGCUACCUUGUGGUGUACUUGGCCUGUCAUCAGGCCUGUUAUGUCUGGGUUGUGGCGAAUGUGUGUAAGGAAUGGUUCCAGGGCGAGAGCGAACAGAAGCGGGGAUAGGGGGCACCCCGUCGCGUGCCGUUGUGUAUGGUAAAAGUCUCUAUCCAGCGUCGCGUGUGUGGACCCAGCCCCAUGUGGGCUAGCGUUUCGAAGAGGUAGUCCCAGCUCACUCUAUUGAAGGCAGUGGACAACAAGAGAAGGCCUCCGUCUGUGCCCCCACCUCCGUGCAUGAGUGUGAGCGCUCUGAUGGUGUUGUCGCGUGCCUCGCGUCCUGUCACAAAUCCCACCUGGUCAGGGUGGACCAGAGAUGGGAUAUGCUUGGUGAGACGCACCGCCAGGAUCUUGGCCAGUAGCUUAAUGUCGCAAUUGAUUAGCGAUAUUGGUCUGUACUUCCCGCAAUGCUCUGUCUUUGCCGUCCUUGGGUAUGAUGGUGAUAUGGGCUGUUAGGGCCUGUGUAGGGAUGUGAUUCCCAUCUCGUAUCGCUUUGAAUGCUUCCACCAUGGGUGGGUAAAGGUCCUCGGCGUAAGUCUUAUAGUAUUUUACCGGUAAGCCGUCCGGCCCCGGGCUUUUGCCCGGUUUAGUGAGUUUGACCGCUCGCGCUAGUUCCUCGAUUGUGAUGGGUUCGUCAAUAAGGUCAGCGACUUCUGCGUCUAGGGACGGUAUCGGGUAUUUAGUCAGGUAGUCAUCCCCAAUAAUUAUUUUGUACUCGGGUCAAGUGAGACUUGUGCCUUCAAGUUCUUUAUUUUCAUGGAAAUAUCCAAACUUGAAAGGAGCACUCCAAUCACCAUAACAGCUACUGCUAAAUAGAUUGUAGCACAAGCAACUUUAAAAAAAAUGUUUUAUAUCAGUUCUAUGACCAGGGAUUACACAUAUGAGAAUUCUAAAAAGAAAUCCUACGGAAGGCUUUAACAUAAUAUUAUGCAGGCACUCUGAAACCAUAGCAAGCAUUCUUGAUACCUGCUAGCCUGAGCCCAUUGUCUCUGUGUAUUUGGGAAGUGGGUGUGACUAGCCACCCCUCCCUUCCCUACUGAUGAUACAAAACCAGUCCAGACCAACACUGCAGUUACCAGGCUAGCAAGGUAGAUUCAAAACCUCCAAUUCACUAACUAGGACAUGGACUGCAGUUGCUACUUUACACCAGCCCAGUGCUUCUCGUAGAUGAGCAUCGAAUCCAGUUUUUUGGGUUGUUUUUUUUGUGAAGCAUGAGCCAUAUUAAACAUCAUGCUGUUUGUAAUGACUCAGAUUGUAAAGACCUUAAAAAAUGGAAGGUCUUAAUAAGGAAGUGCUAGAUGUGUGCUUAAGGACAAAUAGAAAUGUUUCUCAUAAGCAGCAAUCUUUAACAUUGUCUAAGGACAGCACUAUGCACCAAAACCACUGCAUUAGGAUGUACAGGGAGUGCAGAAUUAUUAGGCAAAUGAGUAUUUUGACCACAUCAUCCUCUUUAUGCAUGUUGUCUUACUCCAAGCUGUAUAGGCUCGAAAGCCUACUACCAAUUAAGCAUAUUAGGUGAUGUGCAUCUCUGUAAUGAGAAGGGGUGUGGUCUAAUGACAUCAACACCCUAUAUCAGGUGUGCAUAAUUAUUAGGCAACUUCCUUUCCUUUGGCAAAAUGGGUCAAAAGAAGGACUUGACAGGCUCAGAAAAGUCAAAAAUAGUGAGAUAUCUUGCAGAGGGAUGCAGCACUCUUAAAAUUGCAAAGCUUCUGAAGCGUGAUCAUCGAACAAUCAAGCGUUUCAUUCAAAAUAGUCAACAGGGUCGCAAGAAGCGUGUGGAAAAACCAAGGCGCAAAAUAACUGCCCAUGAACUGAGAAAAGUCAAGCGUGCAGCUGCCACGAUGCCACUUGCCACCAGUUUGGCCAUAUUUCAGAGCUGCAACAUCACUGGAGUGCCCAAAAGCACAAGGUGUGCAAUACUCAGAGACAUGGCCAAGGUAAGAAAGGCUGAAAGACGACCACCACUGAACAAGACACACAAGCUGAAACGUCAAGACUGGGCCAAGAAAUAUCUCAAGACUGAUUUUUCUAAGGUUUUAUGGACUGAUGAAAUGAGAGUGAGUCUUGAUGGGCCAGAUGGAUGGGCCCGUGGCUGGAUUGGUAAAGGGCAGAGAGCUCCAGUCCGACUCAGACGCCAGCAAGGUGGAGGUGGAGUACUGGUUUGGGCUGGUAUCAUCAAAGAUGAGCUUGUGGGGCCUUUUCGGGUUGAGGAUGGAGUCAAGCUCAACUCCCAGUCCUACUGCCAGUUCCUGGAAGACACCUUCUUCAAGCAGUGGUACAGGAAGAAGUCUGCAUCCUUCAAGAAAAACAUGAUUUUCAUGCAGGACAAUGCUCCAUCACACGCGUCCAAGUACUCCACAGCGUGGCUGGCAAGAAAGGGUAUAAAAGAAGAAAAUCUAAUGACAUGGCCUCCUUGUUCACCUGAUCUGAACCCCAUUGAGAACCUGUGGUCCAUCAUCAAAUGUGAGAUUUACAAGAAGGGAAAACAGUACACCUCUCUGAACAGUGUCUGGGAGGCUGUGGUUGCUGCUGCACGCAAUGUUGAUGGUGAACAGAUCAAAACACUGACAGAAUCCAUGGAUGGCAGGCUUUUGAGUGUCCUUGCAAAGAAAGGUGGCUAUAUUGGUCACUGAUUUGUUUUUGUUUUGUUUUUGAAUGUCAGAAAUGUAUAUUUGUGAAUGUUGAGAUGUUAUAUUGGUUUCACUGGUAAUAAUAAAUAAUUGAAAUGGGUAUAUAUUUGUUUUUUGUUAAGUUGCCUAAUAAUUAUGCACAGUAAUAGUCACCUGCACACACAGAUAUCCCCCUAACAUAGCUAUAACUAAAAACAAACUAAAAACUACUUCCAAAAAUAUUCAGCUUUGAUAUUAAUGAGUUUUUUGGGUUCAUUGAGAACAUGGUUGUUGUUCAAUAAUAAAUUUAAUCCUCAAAAAUACAACUUGCCUAAUAAUUCUGCACUCCCUGUAGUCUUUUGGAGCUUAAUGACCCUUUUAAUAAACUGUUUAGCAUAGGUGAAGGCAACCUUUUGUAGCUAAACUGUGACAGAACAAGACUUUAAAGUGUGCUAGUCUUAUUUUAUUUUUAAACAGUAUGUAUGCUGAUGUAUUUUGCUUGUUUUGUGUGUGUUUGCAUGUAGGCCUUUUGUAUUAUUUGUGCUUCAGUGAAAGGCUUUUUGUGCAACACACACACUCUCUCUCUCCCUCUCUCCUUCCAUCUCUAUUUAGUAGCACAGGGCUUGACAGAUUUGCUUGGAAUAUAGGCUUGCGUUUCAGUUUUUUUACAUUGAAAUUCGCCAGGCUGGUUAUGUUGCCUUUGAGACUGUGCGAUUAGCCCAAGAAUGAAAAUUACUCCCAUGAUGGCAUAAGAUUUGCAACAGUAGACAACCCAAGGUAUUGCAAAUGGGGUAUGUUCAGUUUUUUUUUAGUAGCCACUUAGUCACAAACACUGGCCAAAUUAGAUUUUUUUGCAUUUUUCACACACAAACAAAUAUUAAAACUAACUUUGGCCAGUGUUUGUGACUAAGUGGCUACUAAAAAAUACUGGACAUACCCCAUUUGCAAUACCUUGGGUUGUCUACUUUUGCAAAUGGUAUGCCAUCAUGGGGGUAAUUCUCAUUCCUGGGCUACCAUAUGGUCUCAAAUGCAACGUAACCAAUCUGGCAAAUUUCAAUGUGAAAAAACUGAAAAAUGUAACAUGCUAUAUUUGACCCUGCAACUUCCCAAAAUACCAUUAAACCUGUACAUAGUGGUACUGUUUUACACGUGAGUCAUCGCUGAAUACAAAUGUGUAUUUUAUUGCAGUAAAAGCAAACAGUAUUAUGACAUUCACAGUUAAAAUGUCACGUAGAACAAAUUUUUUUUUAAAAAUUCUUAUUUUCUCCCAUUUUUUAAAAUAUUUUAUUCUUAUUAAAUUAUGGUUCAUACCUAAAUAUUUGAUGUUAAAUGAAAGCCCUGUUUCUCCUGAAUAAAAUAAUAUAUAAAUAGUGUAGGUGCACAUAAUAUGAAAGAGGCGAAUUAUGCCUGAACAGACUUAUAGCGCAAAUUCAAGUUUUUGUUUGUUUUGAUCACACCGUGUACAUUUGGCUCAACCCUUAAGGGGUUAAUCAUGGAUAAUUCUACAACUCUUAUUUUACCUUCUUUUUAUACUUUGAGAUAAGAGAGAGGUCCUGAAACAUAACAUAAGUAUUUAACAUAAUAAGCAGAGAUCAUUUUAAACCAAGACAAAGAAUGUCCUUUCGUUCUGGAUUUUUCACUGUUCUGAGCGCCUUGAAAUACUGACCAUUCUUAACAGCAUCUGUUCCUGAGACAUUUUGGGUCUCCUCCAAAUUAAUUUUCAUGUGAUCCUUUUAUCUACCAGAAAGACACAUUUUCUGUCGUGUUAACCCUUUCAUGACAGGUAAGUUCCAUGAUAAGCACGAUAUAAAGUUAAAAUGCAAUUAUGGGAAAUAUAAGGUAGUUGUUUGUUGCAAGGCCUUGUUAUGUAGGGGAGUGGUCUGGUUACUGUUUGAUUUUAAAGGACCACUAUAGACACCCAGACCACUUCAGCUCAAUGAAGUUGUCUGGGUGCCAGGUACAUAUAGGAUUAAAGGACCACUAUAGUGCCAGGAAAACAGUAGUUUUCCUGGCACUAUAGUGCCCUGAGGGUGCCCCCACCCUCAGGGUCCCCCUCCCGCCCCGCUCUGGAAGGGGGAAAGUGGUAAAAACUUACCUUUUUCCAGCGCUGGGCGGAGAGCUCUCCUCCUCCGAUCCUCCUUCUCUCCUCCUCCGAUCCUCCUUCUCUCCUCCCCGUCGGCUGAAUGCGCACGCGCGGCAAGAGCUGCGCGCACAUUCAGCCUGUCGCAUAGGAAAGCAUUUACAAUGCUUUCCUGUGGACGCUUGCGUGCUCUCACUGUGAAAAUCACAGUGAGAAGCACGCAAGCGCCUCUAGUGGCUGUCAAAGAGACAGCCACUAGAGGAAAUAGGGGAAGGCUUAACCCAUUCAUAUACAUAGCAGUUUCUCUGAAACUGCUAUGUUUAUGAAAAAAUGGGUUAACCCUCGCUGGACCUGGCACCCAGACCACUUAAUUAAGCUGAAGUGGUCUGGGUGCCUAGAGUGGUCCUUUAACCCUGCCUGCUGUAAACAUAGCAGUUUCAGAGAUUUUUACAGUGAGAAGACGCCAGCAUCCAUAGGAAAGCAUUGAGAAUGCUUUCCUAUGGACUGGCUGAAUGUGCGCGUAGCUCUUGCCGCGCAUUCAGCCAAAGAGGGAGGAGAGUCCCCAGCGCCGAGGGAGCCCGGCACUGGAGAAAGGUGAGUGUUUAACCCCCUUCUUCAAACUUCAGCUCGGUGGGAUUGGGACCCUGAGGGUGGGGGCACCCUCAGGGCACUAUAGUGCCAGGAAAAUGAAUUUGUUUUCCUGGCACUAUAGUGGUCCUUUAAGGAAAAUGCCUGUCACUUCCCCCCCCACCCCCCAUGAAGACAUAACUUUUUUUUUGGACAAAUUAUAAGCUUAUUGAACAGUAUCUAAGGGGAUUUAUAUUAAAAUUGAAAAGGCUUGUACAAAAACACACCUUCGCAUAGGAAAAUAGGGGAAAAGCCUCCUCUCAGGGAUGACUCUGAUCCAUAAGAGGUACUGAAACAUAUUAGGAAGCAAAACAUAAGUUGCCUUACACCCCCCACAAAGAAAUGCUGAAUGAUGAAACGCUGUGUUUUGCCAAACGUGCACAAUAGUCUCCCAAUACUUUCCUACGGGAAAGCAUUUGGUUGUCUGAGAUCGUUAAGUUUGAGCCAGCUAUAACAGACACUGGACUUAAGGUAAAAAAUCUCAUCUUUAAUAUUAAUUAAAGGGGGACCGGAAGUCUAGAUAGUGUUUCCAUAGCUAUAGUGAGAGGAGUACAUGUUUGUGUUCCUUUAAGUAGAGGAGGUCUGGGUACCUUUAGUGCACAGCACUCCAAAACCCACAACCACUACAGCACACUGUAGCAUUUAAGGUGUGUGGAGUAUUCCCUUAAUUUGUUUUACUUGAGCCCUUGCUUUUUUCUUUUCUGUAACUCUACUUCUAUUUCUGUUUCUACUAUAUAUGUGAAAUUGUCAUCGGUCUUCCUGUACAUAGUUUGCCACUGUUCCUGGAGUGCUAGAGCUUUUUUUAGCUUAGUGUUUUUAUGUUCUGAAUAUCUUUAUAGCUUUGAAAAUAUAAUUUAUUUAUGAAGUCCUCUGUACUAUUAAGCUGUUUUUAUGUGACCAUCCCAGUUUCAAGUAACUUGAAAAUGUAGAACCUGGUGCACCCACGGUGAAUUCAUUUUGGUCUUUAAAAGGAUCCUUGUCAUAUGGGUGUGUUUAUUGCUUGGAGAGAAGUCAUUUGAACCUGAGGUGUGCUCAGUUUUACCAUCCCUGUCUUUGAACUUCGUUUUCCUUCAAAUUGGGUGUGGGGCGAUGAAAUGAACUGCUGACAUAGCGUAGAAAGUAUUAGGAAAUGGUUCACGUUUAAAGGGUCACUGCAGUGCGGAUUUACAAUACUUUGUAGACAUUAUGUAGACAAUAUGGUAAAAUAUUAUUUCUAAUGUGUUAGUUUGAAAAGAAGGCAAAACCUGAAGCAAUUACCAGCUCUCUUCCAACAAGUGAAUAACCAUUGAAUAAAACCUUUAAAAUCACUAAUGGCUUUUUCAUGAAAUGGUUCAUUUUCAUUUAAAUUUAUAUUAAAGAUUUAGCAGAUUACAUCAAAAUCCACUUUAGACAAGGCAGAGCCAACUUUGCAAAUCAAGGAAAAAAAUAGAAAUGUUCUAUAUGCUGACUGCCAGGUGCAAAGGACAAAGUUUGACAGGGAGCUAUGAUGGAGGUGCCCAGUUGCAAGGUACAGAGGUAUGAAUUACUACAUUUAAUCCAGUUUCUCAAACCUUAUAAAUACAUAUUUGUUAAAUAUAGGGACAAGUAAAUAUAAUCUUAAAAAACAUGGGAAGUGUCUGUUUCCCUUUAAUUACUUAUGAACACAUUUUAUGUAAAUCAAGGAGAUCAGGAAUAUGGAUGAUGGAAUUGCAAAUUUAUGAACAAAUGUAAAAUUAGUACUGCUAGAACAAGUUACCACUGUAUAAAUGUCAUCUGUUGACAUGAAAAAAAGCUAAUUUGCAGUUUUGAGUUAUAAAAAAUGUAAAACUACAUUUAACUGCCUUUAUUGGACCAACACGCUCUUCCCUCAUGCAUUAAAGAGUUACUCCAAUCACCUUGAUAACUUCUGCUUUUAGAAGUGGUCAUGAUGGUAGGAGUCUGGAUGUGCAGGAGUUCUGCUUGAACACUGCAAACCCAAAGUUAUUUACAAUUGUGUGCUGGAGCUAGUCACAACUCUUUCACAUGUGACCUGGCUGCCAAAUGUAAAUUCUGUGCAUAUUUCAGGUGUCAACGGAAACAGCAUUCUGUCGACGGACAUUCUCUGCUUCUCACUUUGCUGUCAAAGCUUGAGUCCACCAAUCUUCCUUAAUGGUAGUCCUCCCUCUCCCAUCUGCUAUUUUCUUUCCCGCCCUCCCUACUCCUGCACUUUCCCAUCUCUUCGCUGGCUUAAAGCACAUUCAUGCGAGCUGAGACUGUUAAAUGGUCCCAUCAAGGGCUAUGAAAAGGGGGCGUGCUGAGCAGUGCCUGGAGCCUUGCCUGGCACUGGAUUAAGGGAGGUUUAUUUAUUUAUUUGGGGUGUGGUGAAGGGUCCUAAACAGCAAUGUCCAAUAGAGUAUUAUUAAAAAUAUGAAGAAAAAAAAAAAGUUGGAGUAACAAAAUAUUUUUCUUGUACAAGACCCAGAAAUAUCUAGAAGUACAUACCUUACAGGAGCAGAGGUAAAAUUAGGUGAUGCUAGAAAAUUUUCCAAAAUACAUUUUCCACCAGUGUUCAUAGUUUCAAGUGGUUGUAAAUCUUUGUUAUUAAGUAUUUAUAUAUUCAUUGACAUACUGGUGCUCCACUGUCAAGGUAAAGACUUUAUAGAAUGGAAAUAUUGUCUAAUUUCCCCAGCUUACCAGUAUAAUGUCUUGUCUUGUGUCAUAGAAAUAUCAUGCAAUAUAAUUAGAACAAUAAGAGCCUUCUAUUACCACCCACUCUGUAACAUGCUUGAACAAUGUGCGAUUUUAAUAAGCACUUUGACGUCUGUGCUACCUUUUUUAUUCCUCUUUUAUUAAAUCUACACAAUCCUUUUUGGUCUGAAGCUGUGUUUGAAAUGACGGUUUAAUGGAACCUUUACUUGAAACAAGUCUGAUCGUGUUUUAUUGGCACUCACUCUUGCUCCUUCCAUUUAUUUAUGAACUAGACCAGUGAUGGUUAACCUUUAAAAUUCAGAUGCUGUGAACUACCUUUCCCAUGAUGCUUAGAUAGCCAGUUUCCCAUUUCACAUGCUACAUGAUGUAUGAACAUCAUGAGAGACUUUGCACAACAGCUGCAGUGCCCAAGGCUAGAUAUUGAUGAACUACAUUGCCAGAGUAUUGUGUGGUGUAAACACAAUGUACAUACACUUUUCUGCUAUUUAAGACACAUGAUCUCUCUACACCUUUCUCCAGCCAUGCAUUGUUAAAGGAACACAUUUAACAAACAUUCCUAACUCUUUUGGUUAUUACCCCACCCCCUAAACAAAUAAAAUAAUGGUCUUUCCUUACCUUUACUCCAGUGCCAGAUGUCUGUGUGACCUCCUUGGCUAAGAUUAUCAAUGGUGAUGAUCUCAGCCGAUUUAAUGCUUACCUAUAGGUAAGUACAUGUACUUUUAGGAUUUUCUAUUAAUCCCUCACAAUAAUCUGCCUUGCUUUAUGUUAAAGUAGGCAGAAAUCAUAAAAUGUCAACAGUCCCUCCAUGUUUCCCAUUGUGAGAGAUUCUGAUUUUUAUUUGUAACUGAUAAAGUCCUUAUAGAAAAUUUAAGUUCAAAUCUACUCUGCAGACUGUAAAAGCAAGUUGUGAUGUAGCAAUAAGAAAAUCAACCCCUGCAGGACGGACCCCACACUGGUUUCAGAUAUCAGCUCUACCUUUGUGAGGUCCAGUCACAUACUCGCCAAAUUGAAAGAUUUUGAUUGCAACGAUCUUACCAGCUCAGAGCGCAUGCAAACUCCGUGAGCCAGUGGGGAGUGAGGGCAUAUUUAAUAUUAAUAAUAAUGCAAAUUUUUUAGAGAGGCUGGGAUGACGCAGGAUACUUAAAGUUGCUCUAUCAUGAAAAAUAAACUUCAUCUAAUCUGUUUCUAUAUAGCUCCCUGUGUGUGAAUCUCUUUUUAAUUAUUACCUGAGCGCUCUUGUUGUCAUUAAAUAUAUAAAUAAAAAUAGGGACUACUUUUUCUCAUGUAGUCGACUAAACUUGACAAUGGGCAGAGAUUUAAGCAAGAUUAGGUUUCAGAUACCCAUUGGAUUUACCCACAAUCCAUCAGUAAACAACACAAUCUCAUAGAAGGGAAAAGAGGAGAAAGAAAUGAAGAAAAGAUAAAUGUAAAUAAAGGCAAGUGACAAAGAGGCGAAUAUAAUUAUUAAAAUACAAUUGGCAUUAGGAAAGCAAAACCAAAAGACAGGUCCCCUUUAAAUAAAUGUGGGAGGGAAGAUGCACAUUUCCCUUUGUAGUUGCUGCCUCCAAUGGAAAUGCUCAUAUGCGCUAUGUUUUCACGGAACUGAUAUUAGGCAGCCCGGAACAAAGUAAUUGUUCAACUUGUACCCAGCAACAAAAUGAAUAUACCUCUGUAUGUGUAGUGUUUCCAAGCACAAAUGCUGCACAUAUAGAUUUAUACCACCAUAACCACUUCUAAAAGCAGAAGUAGUCAUGGUGGCUGGAGUAACCCUAUGGACAAAAGCCAAUGUCAAAGAGUAAAAUUAUCUUUUUUUUUUUUUUUUUUUCGUGUCACUGUAAUUUGACCUCUCAUUCACGUAAAGUGAGGAGUGUUGGCAUCACGAUGCUCAGAGCUAGCUCAUAAUCGCUUGGAAAUCUGCUGAGUAAUGUUGAACAAGCACAUCUGUACUUAGACAUUUCUCUCAAAGUGCAUGCACCCUCGCUGGGCUUGCUCCUGAUGCACAGAACAGGUUAAAUUAAUUUACAACUUAAUAUCUUUGAGCUGCCCACACAAGAUUAAUUCUAAAUGAAAUCCAUUCAGAAUAUAAAUGUGUUUGUAUAGCCAUUAAAACAAAAAUAGUGAUUUGCAUGAAAGAUUUGUUUCUUUUUAUUAUUCGACAUGAAAAUCAACUAUUUUGUCUCUUGCACAUUAAAGGAACACUACAGCGUUAGAAAUAUAAAUCUGUAUUUCUAACUUUAUAGUGUUUCAGUCCAUAGAAUGUUUCUUGAGCUUUGAUACAGCCUUUCUUUGGUAAACUGGUAGGUUAUUUUGUUUAUUCCUUAACCAACAUUGUAAACAAAUAGGUAAUGCUGCAGCCUCAGGCGUCUAAAGACCAGGCCUAGUAUCAGCCACAAAACUGCACAGUAUUGAUGGAACUGUCAUUUAUCACUUGGUACCUCUUUGAUGUGCCACAUGAAGCCACUCUUAGUAGACGUAUUACAUUGUGAAGAACAUCACUUUGUUUUGUGGACAAUGCAGCUCUUGUCAGGGUGUCACAGGUGACCCAUCAAGUUUCUUACAUACAAAACUUUAUUUUAUUUGUACCUUUUUACUUCAGGAAUGACCAAAAUGUUGGUUUCUAACUGUUGUGGGACUGCCACUCUUAUGUUUGUUUGCCAGCCUUGAGCUACUACAAAGAGCUAACCACUCAUUCUAUGAUUCUGCCAUAUAUUGAACAUGACGUUAGCACUAUGUAUGCUAGUAUGUAUUUUUCUUCUUCUUCUUGUUUUAUGAUUGAGGGGAAUUAUAUAGGCAUUGGAUACUCCUCUUGACUGAUGUUGACUUGUGUGUGACCGUUAUAAAGGUUUCUUUGAAGUUGUCUGGGCCCAGUACUAAAAAAAAAGUCUCCAUGCCAGGCUUGUAGUGUGUGCUUUAAUACAUGCUCUCUACAUGUCAGUUAAGCAUUUACAUGCAUGCAUGAUGGUCUAUUAUGACUAAUUGGUAGGAUUAUUGAUGUCCACUAUUAAGUGCUCUAGGUUUUUUCCAAGUUCUAACUCAUUAAGGUUAAAAGCUUUUUAGAGUUGCUGUGCAUCAAGAACUAGAGAUAUUUGAUAUUUUUAUUCAACCAUGAUUUUCCCCAAUCACAUUUAGUGGACCAGCACUUAAGCACAAACUGUCUCUGUUGCUUUUUUAUUUAUAGAAAGAGGAUAUGCUGAGUGGCAUAAAUGUGGUCUUUUCAGUAAAUAUGGUUUGCACUUUAGCUGGGGAAAAACACCUGGCUCAUUGGUAAGUUUGGAAGCCAUAGUAAUUGUCUUAGAAAUGUGUGGUCCUCAAUUUGAUUACAAUGUGCUUGCUAAUGUUGGUCCCAAGUACCAAUAUUUGUCUUUCCCUAGUUACAGCUGCGAUAUAUCUGGCACUAAACUAUCAUGUUGGACUAAUUCAUGACCACAUAGACUGUCAUUCUGUCGUUAAGGGGUUAAAAAAAUGGAAUGUGAAAAUGUUUCUUUCCUGAGUCCUUAGAUCAUGAGAUGCAGAUUUAAUUGUAUUUAUUUUUUCAAAUCAUGCUAUGUAAAAGCUUCUACUUUUCCUGCUAUUUUUAAACCUUCCCAUCACUUCUUUAUUUCUGUUUUGUAUUACAUUUUAUAUGAGCUACGUUAAGUCAUAUUAAUAUAAGUGUACUUGGAUGCACAGCUACACUUGCUUUUGUUUGGUAUCAGAUUGUUUGUUGUUGUUUUUUUUUUUGUUUUUUUUUAUCGGGCCAGAAAGGAAGGCUGUCAUUACAUUACAUAUGUAAUAUUCAUAUUUGCUACCUUUGUACUAAUUGGAGAAAUGUUUAAUCCUAGCUGUUUUGGUUUGUCACUCUGCCAUGAAGGUUGUAUUCUUCCUUUGCAGAGCAGUCCAAGCAUGCAAGGGUAUUAAUUUGCAAGCCUUAAAGUGACUAUCUGAGCACCAUAAUCACUUCAGCACCUUAGUGUUUAUGGUGUUAAGUCUUUAUGUGCUACAAGCUAAAUUUUAUCUCUGGAUGGCACUGAAAUUUUAAAUUUUGAAGAAAAACAAAGCCAGUGACACAAACCCAGGGGGAAGGCACCCGUAGAUUACAAGCACCUUAACCACCACAAGGGGCUGUAGUGGUUUGUGCUGAAUGCACCUUUUAAAUUGCCUUGGCUUUAUAUAGUCCUUAUCAAUGACACACAACACACUCUGCAAUUUAAAGCAACAUUACUUGACAAUUAUUAUUUUUCAACCCGUGCGCAAACCCUUUUAAACAAAUAUACAAACUUAAAAAGAACAGGAAAAACGUAUGUAAUAAAAGUUUAUAAACAUCCUAUAAACUUGGUCAGAUUGCAUUGUUUGGCACGCCUCUCAGCUAGGGGAGUUCCUCAGCCUCCUUCCAAUCCCUUACCCAGACCGGUCCACAAUAGGCAGAAGCGUUGUGCAGCAGCAAGAAAGAGAGACCUGACACUGGAACCUACUGCAUAAAUCACACUGAUCAGACUCCUGACUGCACAUGUGUAAAUCUGUCAGGUGUGCCCAACGUACUUUUCCAGCAUUCCUAGGGAUAGGACACUGGUUAUAUCAGUAUCCUCCCGGGAGUGGGUAUGGAAAGCCUAAAAGAGUAGCAGGUAAAUUAUGUGGGGGAAAAUCAAAUUUACCUGCUUUUUUUUUUUUUUUCUGCCUGCAAAGUGAGGCAGCUGUCUCAAUCAAAGCUAAAGCUUUUGAUUGAGACAGUUGUCUAAGAGUGAUUCAUGCCCCUUUAAUAUGAGAAGUGGGCUAAAAACAAGGUUUAAAUUCAGUGCCAUGUUAUGGUAAAUUCUCUUGGUUAGUAUGGGAAUUAAAUGCUAGGGUUCAAUUCACUAAACAGUAAGUUCAUAGGUUGCCGGAUUUGUAGCUGCGUAAUAGAGAUGGGGAAAAUGAAUAAUUAUUUAAAGUCAGGGGUGUUUUGUGCAGCAAUAGACUCUGUGUCUUGCCUGUCCAAUAUCCCCCCCCCCCCUUUUUUUUUUAAACUUCCUGACCUAUAUUGACUGUAUUAGCCUGUGUCCAACAAGUGCAGACGUAGUUUGUCUUCACAAUGUUUUUUUUUUUGUAACAAUCUCCAUGACACUAGCUAGGGCUUCUGGCACUUGCCCAUGUUUUCUGUGCAGAUCAGACUUCUUUUUGGUAUUUGAUAGUUUCUUUAAAAAGAGAUUAGCUUUUCAGAGCUUCUCAUGUGUGCUUCUGUUAGAGGUUGCUAAGGCCUAUGGUAUUUAUCUGUUUGGCAUGUGUACCGAGUACUUUGGAUACAGAGUACGUUCGGUCCCCAUCUAGCUCUGAAUAUACAAAUUGCCAUAGCCACUUAUACCAGCAUUUAUCUCACUACCUCUUUAUUCCUACAGCAAAACUAGGCAGAGUUCUAAGUAAGAGUUAAUUUCAAUGUUUCAUUUGCACAUUGUUUUCUGAGCAUUAUGGCAAAUGUGGUAUACAAAUAUAUUGCGUGUUAAGGAUAGCCAUCACUCCCAUGUAGUUUUCACUUCUGUGAUUUUCAUAUUUUUGACAAAUAUAUGAAGACUGUUACAUUAAAAAAAAAAAGUGUAUAGUUAUUUAUUUUAUUUUUUUUACUUAUGGGGGGGGGGGGACAAUUCUACAAAGUGGUCACAUAAAUUACUUUAGCUAAAUAAAGCCGUUUUAGUGUAUAGAUCAUUCCCCUGCAAUUUCACUGCUCAAUUCACUGUCAUUUAGGAGUUAAAUCACUGUUUCUGUUUAUGUAGCCCUAGCCACACCUCCCCUGGCUAUGAUUAACAGUGCCUGCAUGAAAAAAACAACUUUCAAACAGAUGUAAUUUACCUUAAAUAAUUGUAUCUCAAUCUCUAAAUUGAACUUUGAUCACAUACAGGAGGCUCUUGCAGGGUCUAGCAAGCUAUUAACAUAGCAGGGGAUAAGAAAAUCUUAAUUAAACAGAACUUGCAAUAAAGAAAGCCUAAAUAGGGCUCUCUUUACAGGAAGUGUUUAUGGAAGGCUGUGCAAGUCACAUGCAGGGAGGUGUGACUAGGGUUUAUAAACAAAGGGAUUUAACUCCUAAAUGGCAGAGGAUUGAGCAGUGAGGCUGCAGGGGCAUGUUCUAUACACCAAAACUGCUUCAUUAAGCUAAAGUUGUUCAGGUGACUAUAGUGUCCCUUUAAUGUCAUUUUUUUUUUUUCCCCUCUCUCUCUCCGUUUUCUAGAACCACCGAGCUGAUCCAGAAGAGUUAUUUACGAAGCUGGAACGCAUUGGGAAGGGUUCUUUUGGAGAAGUAUUUAAAGGAAUUGAUAACCGGACUCAGCAUGUGGUUGCUAUUAAAAUUAUCGACCUGGAAGAAGCAGAGGAUGAAAUAGAAGACAUACAGCAAGAAAUAACAGUCCUUAGCCAGUGCGACAGCCCUUAUGUGACUAAAUACUAUGGAUCCUAUUUGAAGGUACUUUUCAUAUCAUGUCUCCGUGCUGGUUAACAUUACAUUUCUACUUCUGUCAAACACCAUAAUCUAUAGUAGGCUCUAUUAGACAUUUAGAAGUCUCUAGCUGCAAUUGCUACUGUUUACAUAAAGGCUUGCACAGUUUUACCUUGUGCAGUAGUUGUCAGGUGGCAGUAAGCAUUCCAUCAGUAAGUCCUUCUGCUUGCAGUAGUUGUUCAUUAUAAGCCAUACUGUAAAUGGUCUUCUAAUCACAGUAAUUGGCAGUUGGUCUCUGUAGUUUCCCUGCAACUUUCAUUACCCCCACCAAGGUACAUAAUUUAAAAUCUUAAUGUGCUAGAUUAGCCAAUAGUUCACUUGCUUUUAAAACCUGUACAUCGUUUCAUUUCAGUUUGUAGCGUUGCCUGGAAUGUCCAUAUACAAUGCCUUGCAAAUGUAUUCACCCCCCCCCCAUUGACUUUUUACCUAUUUUCUUACAUUACAGCCUUAGGUUCAAUGUUUUAUUAAUCUGAAUUUUAUGCGAUGGAUCAGAACACAGUAGUCUAAGUUGAAGUGAAAUGAGAAAAAUAUAUACAUAAAACUUUUUUUUUAGAAAUAGAAAACAGAAAAUUUGCAUGUACGUAUGUAUUCACUCCCUUUGUUAUGAAGCCCGUAAAGCGCUCUGGUGCAACCAAUUCCCUUCAGAAGUCACACAAUUAGUAAAAUGAUUUCCACCUGUGUGCAAUCGAAGUGUCACAUGAUCUGUCAUUACAUAUACACACCUUUUUUAAAAGGCCCCAGAGGCUGCAACAUGUAAGCAAGAGGCACCAAUAACCAAACACUGCCAUGGAGACCAAGGAACUCUCCAAACAAGUAAGGGACAAUGUUGUUAGGUACCAGUCAGGGUUAGGUUAUAUAAAAAUAUCCAAAUCUUUGAGUAUUCCCAGGAGCACCAUCAAAUCUAUCGUAACCAAAUGGAAAUAACAUGGCACAACCGCAAACCUGCCAAGAGACGGCCGCCCACCAAAACUCACGAACCGGGCAAGGACGUCAUUAAUCAGAGAGGCAGCACCGAGACCUAAGGUAACCCUGGAGGAGCUGCAGAGUUCCAAAGCAGAGACUGGAGUAUCUGUACAUAGGACGACAAUAAGCCGUACGCUCCACAUAGUUGCCAGAAGAAAGCCGUUAUUUUCAGUAAAAAACAAAAUGGCAUGUUUUGAGUUUGCUAAAAGGCAUGUGGGAGACUCCCAAAAUGUACAGAGGAAAGUGUUCUGGUCUGAUGAGACUAAAAUUUAACUUUUCGGCCAUCAAAGAAAACGCUAUGUCUGGCACAAACCCAACACAUCACCCAAAGAACACCAUCCCCACAGUGAAACAUGGUGGUGGCAGCAUCAUGGUGUGGGGAUGUUUUUCAGCAGCCGGGACUGGGAAACUGGUCAGAGUUGAGGGAAAGAUGGAUGGUGCUAAAUACAGGGAUAUUCUUGAGCAAAACCUGUACCACUCUGUGCGUAAUUUUAGGUUAGGACGGAGGUUCACCUUUCAGCAGGACAAUGACCGCAAACACACUGCUAAAGCAACAAUUGAGUGGUUUAAGGGUAAACAUGUAAAUGUAUUGGAAUGGCCUAGUCAAAGCCCAGACCUCAAUCCAAUAGAAAAUCCGUGGUCAGACUUAAAGAUUGCUGUUCACAAGCGCAAACCAUCCAACUUGAAGGAGCUGGAGCAGUUUUGCAAGGAGGAAUGGGCAAAAAUCCCAGUGGUAAGAUGUGGCAAGCUCAUAGAGACUUAUCCAAAGCGACUUGGAUCUGUGAUUGCCGCAAAAGGUGGCUCUACAAAGUUUUGACUUUAGGGGGGUGAAUAGUUCUGCACAUUGGCCUUUUCUGUUAUCUUGUCCUAUUUUGUUGUUUGCUUCACAAUAAUAAUAAAAACAAAACAAAAAAAACACAUCUUCAAAGUUGUGGGCAUGUUCUGUAAAUUAAAUGAUGCAAAUCCUCAAACAAUGGUAGUUCCAGGUUGUGAGGCAACAAAACACGAAAAAUGCCAAGGGGAGUGAAUACUUUUGCAAUGCACUGAAUGCUUAACCCCUUAAGGACCGAGGACGGUUCAGGACGGUCAUCGGCAUUUUUGCCUUGCCGACCGAUGACGGUCCUGAACCAUCCUAACGGUCAGAGCUACUUACCUGAUCGCCGUCGUUCCCCCGGCGGCGAUCAGCGUGGCUCCGGUUGUGGGGAGACUGUCUGCAGCCCAGACAGUCUCCCCACGGCAGAUUAGGACCCCUGUGGCCAUGUGAUCGCUUAACACAGCGAUCACAUGGUCACAAUAGGUGUCCAUGUGUCUGCCUGCAGGGGGACUGCCUGUGCUGACAGGCAGUCUCCCUGCUAGUGUAAAAUCAAAAAAAUAAAUAGUUAAUGGUAAUAAAAAAAAUAAUAAUAAUUAUAUAUGUAUAAAUAUGAUAUAUAGACAUAUAUUAUAUUUAUAUAAUAUAUGUCUAUAUAUCAUAUAUAUAUAAUGUCAUACUAAGUGUAUUUUUAUAUUAAUAUGUACUUAUAUUAAUAUAAAAAUACACUUAUAAUUAAAUUACACACGUGUAUAUAUAUAAUAUAUAUAAUAACUAUAUAUAUUGUAUAUAUAUAUUAUUAUAAAAUAUAAAUAAUAAGUAAUUUAAAUGAAUAAAAAAAUUUUAAAAUAAUAAUAAAAUUUAAAAAAAAUUAUAUAGCUAUAUGAAAUUUUAUUCUAACUGUAUUUUAAAAUUAAUAUAUAUAUAUUUAUAUCAAAAUACACUUAGAAUGAAUUUGUAUAUAUAUCUAUGUAUAUAAAAAUAAAUAAAAAUAAUAAGAAAUAUACAUACGUCCAUAUACAAAAUUACAUAAAUAAUUAUAUAAAUAUACACGUAGACUUCAAAUAUAUAAAUAUGCAUAUAUAUUUAAAUUCUACGUGCGUAUUUAUGUAAUAUUUUUACAUAAUUCAGUAAUUUUAUUGAUUGCAAUUUGAGGGACCUGCCUGCCAACCCAGGCCGAAAUUCCAGAGAAUUUAAUUUGCUAGCACUGUAUUUUACCCUGUAACGUUCUACGACACCCUAAAACCUGUACAUGGGGGGUACUGUUUUACUCGGGAGACUUCGCUGAACACAAAUAUUAGUGAUUCACAACAGUAAAACAUAUCACAGCGAUGAUAUUGUCAGUGAAAGUUACUUUUUUUGCAUUUUUCACACACAAACAGCACUUUUACUGAUGAUAUAAUUGUUGUGAUACGUUUUCCAGUUUUUAAACACUAAUAUUUGUGUUCAGCGAUGUCUCCCGAGUAAAACAGUACCCCCCAUGUACAGGUUUUAUAGCAUUUUUGAAAGUUACAAGGUCAAAUAUAUGGGUCAAAUAUUUUUACAUUGAAAAUGGCCAGGUUAGUUACGUUGCCUUUGAGAGCGUAUGGUAGCCCAGGAAUGAGAAUUACCCCCAUGAUGGCAUACCAUUUGCAAAAGAAGACAACCCAAGGUAUUGCAAAUGGGGUAUGUCCAGUCUUUUUUAGUAACCACUUGGUCACAAACACUGGCCAAAAUUAGCGUUCAAUUUAGUUUUUUUACUUUUUUCACACACAAACAAAUAUGAAUGCUUACUUUGGCCAGUGUUUUCGACUAAGUGGCUACUAAAAAAGACUGGACAUACCCCAUAUUGAAUACCCUGGGUUGUCUACUUUAAAAAAAAUAUGUAGAUGUGGGGUGUUAUUCAGAGAUUUAUGACAGAUAAUAGUGUUACAAUGUCACUAUUGAUAAAUUUUAAAAAUGCAUGUUUUUAAACCGCAAUAUCCUACUUGUACCUAUAGCCCUAUAACAUGCAAAAAAAGCAAAAAAGCACGUAAACACUAGGUAUUUUUAAACUCAGGACAAAAUUUUUAAUCUAUUUAGCAGUUUUUUUCAUUCGCUUUUGUAGAUGAGUAAAAGAUUUUUCAAGUAAAAGUCAAAAAACAUGUAUUUUUUUCAAUUUUUCAUCAGAUAUUUGUAUUUUUUUUAAAUUAAAAUACAUGAGAUUAUAUAAAUAAUGGUAUGUAAAGAAAGCCCAUUUUGUCCUGAAAAAAACAAUAUAUAAUUUGUAUGGGAACAGUAAAUGAGAAAGCGGAAAAUUACAGCCAAACACAAACACCACAAAAGUGUAAAAAUAUUCCUGGUCGCAAAUGUACAACAUCGCAAAAACAGUCCAGUCCUUAAGGGGUUAAAUACAUUGUGUAUAUGUGUAUUCGGUGUUCUGAAGUGUUUUUGUGGAAUUUCUGGUUGUCACAGGAGUUUGUGUGCAAGGAGGUGGCACUGUGCAGACAGUGUGCAUGAAGCCUUUAUCACUUCUGUAGCAUUUUAGUUUCCUUCCUAGGUAUUCUCUUACUUGCCUCUUAUUUUCCACCUGGGGUGAUUCAGCCCACGAAUGUCCAUCAGUGCACAAUGUACCUGUGCUAGUUCCAGUAAGCAGUGUUGUCUUUGAAUUGUUUGCAUUGUAAUGAUUCAGAGUGGGUUUGACAUCACACAACUCAGCACAAGCCAUGAGUGAGCAUAAUGCAGUUGUACCUCUUUCUGGCAUAAGGGUUGUGUAGCGUCCAAUUACUUGCUAAAGUUAAGUGUAACGAAUGUAAUAGCAUUGUAAAAUGCAAAUUUUGGCCCAUAUUCAAAACACAUAGGCUGUCUGUCCCACAAUUAUGGUGUCUGAAUCAUCCCGGAGAGUGUAGUUCAACUCUGGCAUCAUAUUAGACACUAGUUCCUUUCACUAAAAGUUAAAGCUUACAAUGGUCACCUUUGUACGAUUAGCUAAAUUUAGCUAGACAUUUAAUUAAUUCUAGAAUUUCCUUGUAUUAAAAGAAGAAAACCACAUUUGGAAAGAUUGACAUGUUUACCUUUAGUUCAGCUAUAUUACACUUUUAUAUUUUUUUACAUUUGAUGAGCAGUUUUGAUUAAAAAAAUAAAUAAAAGAAAAGAAAGUUAAUGUUGGACUAAUCUGUGUUUUUGAUACCUUUUUUUGUGUUUUGUUGCGUUUUAUUUCUCAGUGGCUGACAUGUGCCUCUCCCAUACUCCACUAAAGCCUAAAUCUAUUUUUAGACCACUAUUUUUUUUAUUUUUUUUCCUUCCUGCAGCAACAAACCACACUAGCUGGAGCCAUGUAAUGCUUUUAACACUCUCCUUAUAUUAGCUUGUUUAACUCCUAUAGGACCACUGUCUGUUAAAAACAAAAUAUUCAGACCUGUUUUUAAAUGUUUUGCAUUUCCCUGCAGGGCUCUACAGACCUGCUGAUGUUAAAUAGGUAGGACAUUUCAACUUGCCAAAUGGUCUGCAUGGCCCAGCUAAGUCAUGAUAGCCAGGAAUGUAAUUUGUCUAGGCAUGAAUGAGUGUUAUGACAAGUGCACCUAUCUCAUACCAGGAAGAGACACCACCAAUCAAAAGCCUUCUAAUUAUGGGCUAUGGAGGUUUUUUUGUCCUAUAAACCAGUGUCCAGGAAGGGUUUAUUUUAGUCUAGCUCACUUCUGAGCUAUUGUGUGCCCUUCAUAUCAUUGACGAAGUCACUAAGCUGUAAAAUUUAAAAGUUAUGUACAUCAGAUGCAAUGAAAAAAAGCUAGGAGACAACCAGGUAUGGCUUAGAGAAACUCCAUAUUUCCCAUUUAAAAAGAGAGAAUGCCCCAAUGAUUUACUGUAAAAAGGAUUUAGGUUAGAAUACUUCUCCCUAUAUAUUAUAUUAGAACAUUGAAGGCAUUCUUUUGAUGAAUUGUCUGUAAAUCUGUGGAAAUGCACUGAAUUGCUCCAUGUCAAAAUUAUUUCAAGAACAUUAUAUACAAUGUGUGUGUGUGUAUAUAUAUAUAUAUAUGUGUGUGUGUGUAUAUAUACAUUGACUAUCUGACUUGAGAAUGAAUGCAACAUUUUAAAAAUGCAGUCCUCACGUAAGGGAUAAAUGCAAUUAAUGUACACUGCAUUCUUUUAUGGUAUGAACUUAUUUUCUUACAGGGCACAAAGCUGUGGAUCAUAAUGGAAUAUUUAGGCGGCGGGUCUGCCUUAGAUCUAGUAAGUACAAUGGACUUAAAUGUUACCCUCACCCACUCCCUUUUCAAUCCCUGUCUGAUAUAUCUGUAUUCCAUCAUUCUCUUCAUCCUUCAUCACGUCCAACCCUGCACAUAAUUGAGAAAGAUUUAAGCAGAUAACAGGAUACAUUUAAAGGAAAAUAAAAUCAAAGAUUCUUGUUGUUUUAGGAAAAGCAUUUGGCUGUCAAAAUUGGACAUAGUUUAGUUUCUUCAUUGCUCUAUAUGACCGCAAUAUAGAAAACACCAGGGAAUAAAUUACUUUUAGAACUAAAGUAUUAAAUAUACCAGCCCCAAAGUGUAUUAAAAAAGGUUGUUGUCACAAAAGUAAAUACAAAUGUAAAUAAAACCUAUAUUGUAUAAAAUAUAUAACAUAACAGAAGCAGAGUACCAUAAAUGCAAACAGGUAAAUAUAUAUGCUCACGCUAAGGUUGUAACACUUCAUAUGGCAUUAAGCUUGCAUAAAUGUAAUCAACAGUAAAUAAAAAAGACACAGAGAAGACUCAGCCCUUGAUAUAUGAUUAGUUAAACAAGGGUAGGGCCAGCUGCCCAAACUCUUCUAUUGUUUUCAAUGGGAACAGAAAAUGAUAAUUCCACUUGAACUUGUAUAUGUAAAAUGGUGAAAAUGGCAGUAUUCCAAAUAGCCAGAUAAAUCCCAGAAUCUAGGAUAUGAGGUGACCCAAUCCGGUGACACUUUUGGAUGUACUGCUCUGCUAAUAAUACACAGCUGGCCAAUAACUAAAGAGAACUUGCUGAUGACUGUACCUGCUGGUAUAAUAGGAAGCUUCCUCCUAAUGAUCCGUUCUCUGUAAUCGCUACAGUGGCAGCUUCCACAGGCAAAACAGCAUUCCGCAAAUAAAGAAAGGUGCCUUUAGCGUACUUCACUUUCAAACGUUUACACGUUGAAAGCAAUACACUUGAUUUGUGCCUAAUAUGAUUUUUUUCGCAACAGUCUUGAAAAAGUCCAAGUUGGACGAAACGCAUAGAUGUUUGGAAAUGAAGUACGCCAAUGGCACCUUUGUUCAUGUGGAACAACAUUGUCUGUGGGAGCUGCAGCUGUAACUUGCAUAGAGAAUGGAUCGUUAGGAGGAAGCGACUCCACUUACUAUUAUACCAGCAUUUACAUUCAAUGCCAAUUGUCUAUUUUCAAGUUUUGGCAUGUUUAACCUCUGAUAAUAAAAUACCGUAUGGAGUAUUACAUCCUUGGCAUUACCAUAUAUUUAUCUGUUUGCAUUAUUUUUAGAACACCAAAAUAAUAAAAACUAAUAGUGAUAAAUACUUGAAGUGGCACUGUGAUAGGCUGAAUUCGGUCAGCUAACAUUCUCAGCCAAUCACUUCCUUCCUUCUGUGCUGCUCAGGCGAAUGGAAUGCUUCCUCAAUUUUCCAAGCAGCACAGAUGGGAUGGACUGCUGGGACUCUUGUUUACCAAGAAAAUGGUUUAAUGUCCAAGUGGACUCCAGACACUAUAACCACUUCAGUGAGAUGAAGAGGUUAUGGUGCUUGUAGUAUCACAACCCUUGCAUCAGGUCUGGAAGCGUUAUUCACCAUUUUUUAUUUAUUUUUUAUUCAUCCUAUUUUUUGUCUACUUUUCCUACAAUAGGGCAUUUUCUGGCCUUGUAGCACUUUUAAAUACAUACAGCAAAAUGUAGAUACAUUUGAUUUGGAGAAACCCUACUAUAGUCACAACAUGGCUUUUUAAAGAGGAAGUGUCACAUGCAAAAUGUUAAAAUUAUGUUUACUUAUCCUUGUAUUUAACAAAUCUGUAUUUGUCAGCGCUGAAAAAUAAAAUAUGUAGAAAUCCACACCUCUGUAUUCAGCAAAUGGGCACCACCUCUUGGCUCGCUGCAGUCAUAUUUAUAAUCUGUCCUUUGCUCCUGGCAGUCAGCGAAGAGGAGAAAUGAAACCAUGUUUCUAUUAUUAUUUUUUUUUUUUCGUAUGCAAUGUUUGCCUUGACUUUGCUUUGAUUGAACUGAAUUGUGAUGUGUUUUGCAAAAUCUUCAAAUAUGAAGACUAUGACUUAAUUCCUAAAUGAGCGAAUUGGGUAGGACAUAUAAGUGCUUAUAUACUAAAUGCCGGAUAGGAGCAAACUGAAAUGGCAUUUUUAAGGCUUAAAGAGGAACUGUUACCUCUCUGGAGAUUGCACAAUUCAAUUAAACAUUGAAAUUCAACUUUGACUUUUGUUUGUUUAUUUUUUUACAUCUCUAUACAGGUAUUGAAAUGUCCACUGGUGUGUAAUCAUUACAGGUUAACUGAACACACAUAAAGCGCUUCAGCGUGCUGAAUUUUAUUAGGUGUAUGAAGUAAUUCAUUUUAAUUCCACUUUAUAAAAGGGCCUAUUACAGUAGAAAGUCUGUUAAGAAACGCCUCUUGCUGUUCAAACCGCUAGGGCUGUUCUCUUCCUCUUCCUAUAGCUCCAAUGAGCGAAAGGAAGUGGCAGAUGCGCUCUACUAGAACACGCCUACCACUGCUUUCCCCCAAGUCACAGUAGGUGAGCAUGUGUUAACUGGACUCGUACCUUGUGUUCCCAGCUCUCUCAAGCUCCACCUUUGCAGCACUUGUAGCUGAGAAUCAAAGGGCUUCUCAAUGAGGCUUCUCAGUUUGUGCUUUGGAAAAAGUUUGGACGGUUUGCAAAUGCUACAGACAAUAUUUAGAUAUACCCCAUUCAGGGGUCUGAAUUUUCACUUGACACUGGCUGGUGAAACUGUAGGCCUGAAGAGUACAAAUUUACCCCAUGUGAAUGUUCCAUGCUCUCUCCUGGCUUGCAGUGGUGAGUAACUUUUAAGGCCAGGCUAGUAGCAUAGAAUUAGAAAUUUUAAGCUCUGCCCCAAUAACAAAAUGCAUAUCUAAAUGCAUGCAUGAUUUUAUUUGGGAUACAUCUGCUAAAUAGUGAUGUUAUAUGUUUAAUUUUUAUUGCAGAUUGUUCCUUUAAAAUAAACAGUUAUGGCUUUCCAAAUUCUUGUCUUUGUGUUGACUGGUCUAGACUUGUGACACAGUCCACACCUAGUUACAAGUAACAAGGAAUUUAAUCCACUCUCUUUUUCGAGAUAAUCUUAUGAAAACCGACAACACAUUUGAUUUUAGCGAUGGUGAUGGAUCUCUAUAAAGUUACUAUUUAAUGUGUUCUUAGGAGCCAUCGCAGUGUCGUCAUGCUUUGACGUGUCUGCAAAUGGAAGAAACUGGAGAUAAACACAAAGCAGCUUUUCAUUGACUAUUUCCAUACCUAAAAACCAUAAACUUGCAGAACAUAAGUGUGUGUGUUUGGAUUUGAAUAGGCAACCUUUUACAGUUCUAUAAAUGUUCUGCCAAUAUUUUCAAUUUUUUUUAAAGACUGGAAAGGAAACUAAACUAAAUUAAGUUUACAGUUGGUUGUAUGAGAUCCUUUUCCAUGGGUUGUACCCAACAUACCUGCAUGAAAUAAAGAGCCUCUUUCACACCAUGAAUGCUUCCAACGUGUUCUGUUGGUGAAAUGGCAUGCUAUAAUUUCCUGCCUCACACACUAAUUGGUGUUAAGUCUAGCUGCAUCUAUUUUCAAUAGCGUCUUUCUUUGAUCAAUGUGUACAUCAUUCAUAAGAGGCCAAAAAUGGCAAAGAUUGGAUUUUCAUGCAUGUUUUUCAUCCAUUUGCAUUAACCUAAGUAAGCUUUUCUCUCUCUCUUUUUUUUUUUUUUUUUCCCCCCCUGUGUAAUCACUCCUCUUUUAGCUGUGUAUUUCACUUUGUCACUCUGCUGAUAAAAGCCUAACCAUUUAAAGAAAAACCUUUGCCCCUGGCUGUUUUCUUUUGACAUGUAAAAACAUAUAUAUAUUUUUUUUUUGUUAGUAGCUUUUAUCUAGAUCUUAGUUGUACUGAUACAUUCCGGUGUUCAUAUGAAAAGAUAUUAAUAGUAUAUAGGUCAGGUUGAAAUUCUAAGCAAAGUCCAGCCAUACUAGGGUAUUAUAAACACUACUUUCUAAACUGGCAUUUUGUUACACAGUAAUUAGGCUGAAGAAAUGAAUGACCUCAGUCCUUUAAAGGGACACUAUAGUCACCAAAUCAUCUUUAGCUUAAUCACUGUUUGUGUAUAGAUCAUGCCCCUACAGUCUCACUGCUCAAUUCUCUGCCAUUUAAGAGUUAAAUCACUUUUGUUACCGUUUAGCCCUAGCCACACCUCCCUUGGCUGUGACUGACACAGCCUGCAUGAAAGCAAAAUGGUUUCCUUUUAAAUCAGAUGCAACUUACAUUUUAAAUGUCUUUAUCUCCUGCUCUGUAAUUUGAUCUUUAAUUGCACACAGGAGAUUCCUGCAGGUUCUACCAAACUAUUAACAGAGCAGUAGAUAAGAGAUUCUAAAUUAAAUUUAGAAUAAAUGAAGUGUAAACAUUAUAUGACUCUUUAAAGUAAGCAUUUAGGAAGGCUGUGCAAGUCACAUGCAGGGAGGUGUGCCUAGGGCUGCAUAAACACAGUGAAUUAAAUCCUAAAUGGCAGAGAAUUGAACAGUGAGGCUGCAGGGGCAUGAUUUAUAUACCAACAUUGCUCUAUAAAGCUAAAGUUGUUUUGGUGACUAUUGUGUCCCUUUAAGUGUUAUGUUUUUAAACUUUUGAAAGCCAGGCAUGUAAGUAGUGCCCAAACUGCAUUAUGACAAUACAUAAAGCCCCUUAAGGACCGCUGUCGAUUUAGGACAGUCGUCGGAAAAAUACCCGCGAGGACCGGUGACGGUCCUGAACCGUCAUAACGGUAAUAUUUACUGACCUGAUCGCCACCGCUCCUAGUGUGGGGGGACUGCCUGAUAGCCCAGACAGUCCCCUCUCGGCGAAUUAGGUUUCCGCGGCCAUGUGAUCGCUCUAACAGAGCGGUCACAUGGCCACAAUAGGCGUCCAAGUAUCUUGCUGCAGGGAGACUGCCUGUGCUGACAGGCAGUCUCCCUGCAUGUGGUAAAAAAUAAAAAAAUAAAAAAAAGUUAAAGAAUAAAAAUAUAAGUGUGUGUGUGUGUAUAUAUUAUGCAUAUAUUAAUAUAAAAAUACACUCAGAAUUAAAUUACACGUAUGUGUAUAUGCACAUAUAAUACAUAUGUGUGUGUGUGUGUGUGUAUGUAUGUAUAUAUAUAUAUAUGUGUGUGUAUAUAUGUGUGUGUGUGUGUGUGUGUGUAUGUAUAUAUAUAUAUAUAUAUAUAUAUAUAUAUAUAUAUAUAUAUAUAUAUAUGUAAAAAAACAGAUAAAAUUCUUAUCUUGUAAUACCUUUUUUAUUGGACUAACAGAAUUUUUUAAUGACAAGCUUUCGGGAGAACCUCCCUUUCUCAAGUCUGAAGCAUUUCUGAGCAAAACAACACAUAGAAUUCAAAGUUGAGUUGUGAUACAGGGGUUAAAGCGACAUGAGUGCAGAUAAGACACAGGUUUGUUAGAAAAUAGACACCAUCUUAGCAGAGGGUCAUAAAUAUCUUGUUGAAGAGCAGAGUGAGGGGGGAGAGAGGGAAAAGAUGAAACAAGCAGACAGGAUAACCCUGUAUCACAACUCAACUUUGAAUUCUAUGUAUACGUUUUGCUCAGAAAUGCUUUAGACUCGAGAAAAGUUCUCCCGAAAGCUUGUCAUUAACAAAUCCUGUUAGUCCAAUAAAAAAGGUAUUGCAUCUGUUUUUUUUACAUCUACAUCACUGGACUAAUACGGCUACAAUCUCUACUUGAACUAUAUAUCUAUAUGCUGCAUCUAAAUGAGAUAUAUAUAUAUAAUUAUAUAAUAAAUCCCUGCACUCCAACCAAAAAAGUUAUUUAAAAAUUACCCGGUGCUCUGGUUGCUCAAUAAUAGAUAUAUAAUAUAGUGUGUGUGUGUGUGUGUGUGUGUGUGUAUAUAUGGCAAAUAUUGGAUUUACAUGCAUAUAUAAAUAGAAAUGUGAAAAAGUCUGGACAUACCCCAUAUUGAAUACCCUGGGUUGUCUACUUUAAAAAAUAUGUACAUGUGAAGUGUGAUUCAAAGAUUUGAUAGAUAAGUGUUACAAUGUCACUAUUGAUAAACUUUAAAAAUAUAUAUAUUUUGAAAGCGCAAUGUCCUACUUGUACUUAUAGCCCUAUAACUUGCAAAACAGCAUGUAAACACUGGGUAUUUUUAAACUCAGGACAACAUUUUUAAUCUAUUUAGCAGUUUUAUUUUUCAUUAGCUUUUGUAGAUAAGUAAAAAACUUUUCAAGUAAAAGUCAAAAACCAUGUUUUUUUUCUCGAUUUUUCACUAUAAUUUUUUUUUAGUAAAUUAUGACAUGAUACAAAUAAUGGUAUGUAAAGAAAGCCCUUCUUGUCCUGAAAAAACCCAAUAUAUAGCUUGUGUGUGAACAGUAAAUCAGCGAGAGGAAAAUUACAGUUAAUCACAAACAACAAAAAGUGUUAAAACCGCUCUAGUCCUUAACAUACAACAUGGCCAAAACAGUCCGGUCCUGAAGGGGUUAAACUAUUUUCCACCAAAAGGUUCUGGCUGUUUUCUGUUUGAAGUUCCACAAUUGAAUAAAUAUGUACUAAAAUAGUAUAUUGAAAAGUAAUUGAAAGUGAACCUAUGCUAACGACGACUUACAAAACCACUCUAGAUUUAUUUAGUUAUCAAAAAUAAAAAAUAUCGCUGGCCAUGCCAAUGAACCUGCUAUUAAAAUACAAUUGGCUACCACCUCCUGCUGGCAGCCAAGACCAGCAUAGUCAGCCACUUGAAGAGACGAGAGCCCCCCACGCUAAGGGAGGUGAGGGAUAGCAUGCACUCGACUCACGACUUUGAACGUAUGGCGUACAGAUUGAAAGGGCAGGAACAUAAACACACCAAACUAUGAGAGUGCUGGGUGCAACUGGCUUCCCCGGGGGACGGGGGCACGUAAAUUAUCUGAUAUAUAUAGAGAAGGCCAGAUAACGGUACUUAGACACAAGGGAAUAUACACCUAACUAUCAGGUAUACCAAACGUCCCCAACAAGUUUAAGAUCAGUGUGCCUGGUCAACUGUGAUCUACCAUAUGUUUAUUGCCUGUCAUAUGUGACGUAACUGUACACAAUGCAAUAUGUUUUGUAUAAUUGUUCAUUGAUGAUGCACUGUCCCCCCCACCCCCUUUCCUUUCUGUAUCCUCAUUGAAAUCCACAUUUAACUUGAAAACAUGUAUAUCACUGGAAAAAUCUCAAUAAAAACAAGAUGUUGGGGAAAAAAUUCAGUUGGCUACCUGCUAUUAAAAUUCAUUUGGUUACCUGCUAUUAAAAUUCAGUUGGCUACCUGCUGUUAAAAUGCAGUUGGCUACCUGCUGUUAAGAUGCACUUGGCUACCUGCUGUUAAGAUGCACUUGGCUACCUGCUGUUAGGAUGCACGUGGCUACCUGCUGUUAGGAUGCACUUGGCUACCUGCUGUUAGGAUGCACUUGGCUACCUGCUGUUAGGAUGCACUUGGCUACCUGCUGUUAGGAUGCACUUGGCUACCUGCUGUUAGGAUGCACUUGGCUACCUGCUGUUAGGAUGCACUUGGCUACCUGCUGUUAGGAUGCACUUGGCUACCUGCUGUUAGGAUGCACUUGGCUACCUGCUGUUAAGAUGCACUUGGCUACCUGCUGUUAAGAUGCACUUGGCUACCUGCUGUUAGGAUGCACUUGGCUACCUGCUGUUAGGAUGCACUUGGCUACCUGCUGUUAGGAUGCACUUGGCUACCUGCUGUUAGGAUGCACUUGGCUACCUGCUGUUAGGAUGCACUUGGCUACCUGCUGUUAGGAUGCACUUGGCUACCUGCUGUUAGGAUGCACUUGGCUACCUGCUGUUAGGAUGCACUUGGCUACCUGCUGUUAGGAUGCACUUGGCUACCUGCUGUUAGGAUGCACUUGGCUACCUGCUGUUAGGAUGCACUUGGCUACCUGCUGUUAGGAUGCACUUGGCUACCUGCUGUUAGGAUGCACUUAGUAUUUAUAAAUCUUGAACACUAUACCCAUCCUGUCUGCAACACUAUAUUUUGCUCCAGUGAUAACAUUUAUAACCAUACAGCAUCCCUAUGUAGUUUAUUACACAAUGUUUUAUCAUUAAAUGACCACUAUAGGCACCCAGACCACUUCAGCUUAAUAAAGUGGUCUGGGUGCCAAGUCCAUCUAGGAUUAACCCUUUCUGCUGUAAACAUAGCAGUUUCAGAGAAACUGCUAUGUUUACUUUAGGAUUAAUCCAGCCUCUAGCGUCUGUCUCACUGACAGCCGCUAGAGGCGCUUCUCACUGUGAUUUUCACAGUGUGAAGACGCCAGCACCCAUAGGAAAGCAUUGUGAAUGCUUUCCUAUGAGACUGGCUGAAUGCGCGCGCCGCUCUUGCCGCGCAUGCACAUUCAGCCGAUGAUAUGAGAAGAGGUAGGAGAGUCCAGCGCCGAGGGAGCCCGGCUGUGGAAAAAAGGUAAGGGAUUAACCCCUUCCUCCCCCUUCAGCGCAGUAGGAAUGGGACCCUGAGGGUGGUGGCACCCUCAGGGCACUAUAGUGCCAGAAAAGUUUGUUUUCCUGGCACUAUAGUGGUCCUUUAAGAAAUAGUACCCUUUCCCACUCCAUUUACAGAAAGAGAACAUGAGAACGGAAUGCUCAAUUUCACCUGUAACAAACAUGUCCCUGGUAUAAAGCGAUACUAAACUGUAUAAAUAGUAUCGCUUUAUCUCAGGGACAUGUUUAUUAUAGUUUAAUGGUUUUAAAGCAAUAAAUGACUAUAUACUGAAUAUCAUACAUUAUUUUAUUUUUAAAUUUCCAUAGAAUUUACCCUUUUAGAAGUAUAGCUGCUCCCCUAGGGCAAUAAUGUACAGAUUUUCUGACAGUAACUGUUCUUUCUUUUUUACAGCUGCGUGUUGGUCCAUUUGAUGAAUUUCAGAUUGCUACCAUGUUGAAAGAAAUCCUGAAAGGUCUAGAUUAUCUUCACUCUGAGAAUAAAAUCCACAGGGACAUCAAAGGUUAGAAGAAUAACAUUUUAUGAUCUGUUUACCCCCUGACUAGUAGUCGGUGCACAUUCCAAAUCUUGCUCUGUUCUGUGUUCCAGCUGCCAAUGUCCUGCUUUCAGAACAAGGAGAUGUAAAACUGGCUGACUUUGGAGUUGCUGGACAACUUACAGAUACACAAAUUAAACGAAACACAUUUGUUGGCACACCUUUCUGGAUGGCUCCAGAGGUCAUACAGCAGUCUGCCUAUGAUUCUAAGGUGAGCUUCUUGUUCCUCUGCAUAUUGUUAUCCCAUUAGAGAACUGCUAUUCUGCAACUAGCUCCCUCAGCACACAAUUAGCAAUAACUCUGUAUGUGCAGCCUUUUAAAGCUUAAACACUGCACAUACUCUUACCACAUGACAACUUUAAAUCACUGAAGUGGUCAUGGUUGUUGGAGUAACCCUUUAAUUUUAUGUUGCUAAUAAGUAUAGGUAGUCCUGUAGACCAAGCAUGUCAAACUCGCGGACCGCAUGCAGCACACAAGGACCAUCUUUGCGGCCCGGCGAGCCGGGAGUACAUGCUGGUGUUAUAGCAGAGUAGGCCAUUUACCCGGCCGGGGAGAAGGGCCAGAGAGGGAGCUCAGUGUUCCUGUUCCUCAAUGCUCCCUUGCGCGCACCGAAAUAAGUGAAGCCAGGCGCCCGAAUAUGACGUCAUAUUCCGGCACCCGGCAUCACUGAACCGCGUGAGGAGCAGGAAGGACCCCAGGGAGAUGCCCCACGUCGGCUCCAUAACGUAGGGAACAAUAAAGAAAAGUGUGUGUGUGUGUGUGUGUGUUUGUGUGUCCCACAUAAACUUAAACCUUGUUUAUGUGGCCCGUGCCAGACUUUGAGUUUGACAUGCUUGCUGUAGACUAAUUUAAAAUGCCAUGUGUACCUUUAUCAGGUUUUGUUCACCAAAUGUAACUUGUACUUUGCAACAUUAAAUAAAUUGAUCUGUGUAGGACAUAUUGUUUUAUUCAAAGUAAAAUUUUGGAACUAGAUUAUUAUAAAGGAGAGCCACAUAGUUGUUUAGAACAUACAGAGUUUAUUAUCACUGACACAUUAAAAACAUGCUUUAGGCAUCUUAGAAAGCAGCAGCACAAUUAGACAUUUCCCAGAAGGCAGUGGAAUUAUAUGUCUAGCAUUAUAGUAAUUGUUUUGAUGAAACCAUUUUCUCCAAUUGUUUUGCUCGUGUCUUGCUUAACCCCUUUGCUAUUUCUCCUUUGUGUUACAUUCUUUAAAUAGAGGUCUGUAGCAGUUUAUUCACCUUCUGUGAAGCUACAUAGGGAAGCAGAUUUAAGUGGAAUUUAUGCAAUAUUUUCUUUCAUCUAGCUGUUCAUCUUAACGUCCACAGUGUCAACAUGCUAUUUUAUUGUAUUUCCUUUGGUUAGAGUGGGCACGUCACCAUGUUUUUCUGCAGUAGCACAGCAUUCCCGAGUGCAUUGGUGAUUAUUUUGAUACUGAAAUUAGUGUAAUGAAAGCAUUUUGUAAAAUCAGUUUUAACAUACUUUAUAAUUGAAGGAUUGAUCAUUCAGUUUUGUCUAAAAUAUGAGUGAAUAUAAGAUCCUCCUUAGAUAUCAAACUUGGUAAUGCUAUUGGAUAACAAGAUAAAAUUAUGUAAAACACUAUAGACACACUCACAGAUCAUUAAUGCUAUAAUAUAUAAUUGAGGUUUGGGGUACUAAAGUAAACAAUGGGGGGACAUUUCACAAUUGUUAAACUUUGCCAUUAUUCUGAUUUGUAUUUAUUAAGGUCUUCUAAAAGAGAUAUAAAAAGUGAUGGUUUCUUUUAUGGUAAUAUCUGCCAGUUUUUCUGUAGUAAUUUAAAUUUCAGAACACCACCAAAGUUAUAGUGGCGAGUAAAAGAGAAGUGCAACUUAAAGGAACACUACAGGGUCAGGAACACAAACCUGUAUUUCUGACCCUAAAGUGUUUAACACCAUUUAGCCCCCCUGGCUUCCCUUGCCCACUAAAUAUAGUAAAAUCUUACUUGUAUUGAAGUCUGCACUUCUGGCUCUGCCCCUGAACUGCCUGCUGUCUGCUGACAUCAUCAGAAGUAAUUUUGUGAGCCAAUCUCAAUGCUUCCCCAUUUUCGGAUAAAUUGUGUAUAUACGAAAAUGUCAAGGUGCAAAAAAGAAGCAGAUGACAAAAUACAGCACAUUUAAGUCUUACGGUGAAUAUUUGGUGCACUGUAUUAAGUGUCAUCAAACCCUUUAUCAUGUCACAUAAUAAGGGAAUAGACUUUGGGUAUAUCCUAUAAAUCAUUUCAUGGUAGGUUAAAAAUAUCUUGCAGUAGCAAGAGCGUACGUAGUUCCACGUGUGUGUGUAUAUAUAUAUAUAUAUAUAUAUUGAUGUAUUUAUGCACUAUACCAUUUUUGUUUUAGGCUGAUAUUUGGUCUCUGGGAAUUACUGCAAUUGAACUUGCCAAAGGCGAGCCCCCAAAUUCUGAUAUGCAUCCCAUGAGGGUCCUGUUUCUCAUCCCGAAAAACAACCCACCUACUUUAACUGGAGACUUUAGUAAACCAUUCAAAGAGUUUAUUGAUGCCUGCUUAAAUAAGGAUCCCACGUUUGUAAGUAUUAUUGCAUAUUGAUUUCUUUUUGUGUAGUGGGGGGAGGUUUUUUUUUCAUAUAAGCACAUCAGGCUUCUGCAGAAGUAGCUGAAACCAGUGAGCCAACCCUGGACAUUUCAUUCCUGUAGUGAGCUUUAGAGCAUCCUGUGGUGCAUAUGGUUUUUGUUUAGCAUUUUAACAGAAGUAGUUCACCUGGCAUUAAAGGAACUGUCCAAGCACUGGCACUCAUCCUUCCUACACUGUAAGUAGUAAAAUUGUCUUAUCUACUUACUUGGAGUCUGCCAGUUGCUGCUCCCUGCCUUCACUACUUCAGAGAGCAGGAAGCUCCUGCUUUGGAACUCCAUUAACUGCUUACUCCAAGCACCCUGACCACUUAAAUUAUUUUAACUGGUCAUGGUUCCUGAAGUAUGUAUGUGCAGCACCAUAACCACUACAGUGUGCAGGUUUAUCGUUGCAUCUUAAGUGUCUGUAGUGCUCCUUUAAGGUGAACCUGUCACUCCUGGUUCAACAUUCGAUAAAACGGCCCCCAAGGUAGUAAAUCUAUAUCUUUCUAUUUACUACGGACAUGCUUCUCUCUCCUGUGCUGUUGUUCCUGGAGAGUCUGUGGGUGUUACUCUGUUGUAGCAACCACUCUAUGCUGCUUUCCCAUCCCUGUAGUAAUUGAUACUGCUUGAAGACACUUGCAAGGCAGUUCUUACUGAUAAAGCAGACGUGUUGACUUUAUUCAUUAUAUCAGAACAACCUACACUUGCCCUGCAGUAUGAUAAAUGCUUGCAGGGGGAGCAGCACUGUGACAGAGAAUUUUCGGACCAACGGUUCUCUUUCUAACAUUGAAGGUCUAAUGCCAAGGAUUAAUUGACAGCUUGGCAGGCACCAUAUUAACCGCAUUAAAUGAUCAUAUAUGCUUUUGCUAGCACAUUGUAUGUAUGAAAUGCUUUUUAAUCUCAUAUAUGCUUUAAUUAGCAAGGUGUUCUUUUGUCUUAUUUUUUUGUUUUUUUUCCCCUCUUUUCUUUUAUAAUAUGUUGACAAAUAUGCUUUUCAAAACCUAAAAUAGGUCCACUAUGUGUGAAAAUUUUGUUUGAAUGGUUUUUAGUUUGUUAAAUGAUAUGUCAAAGCCUAUGAAUUGGCUGCAUACAAAGGUCCACAUUGUGAACCGUUAGAAUGGGAUUGUUGCAGGGCAAAUGAUUGGCUUGAAGGACCUGCUUUUACUGUACAAACUUGCCAGCUCUCUCACUGUGGGAGAAAAAAAAUGGUAAAUUAGCCUGUAAUGUUGGCAUGUAAAAAUUGUAUGCACACAACCCUUGUAUAACUUCUGUAAGGCUGGGGAAGAAUACCAAAGCUCAUAUGCCCUACAAUUGCCACAUUAACAUUUAUCUCCACUUUAGAAAUGAUACAGGCUUACUUUGAAUAAUUGUUUGCAAGAGCUUUUGCAAUUUUAUGUAAACACACUUUUCAGUGGAUACUAAAUUACCUGAAGUCACUGUCUGCAUAAAAUGCAUCCCUAGAUUACAAAAUGCAAUACACAGAUUUAUGUGUAAUUAUAUAUAAUACUAUAUUGCAUAGUACUGUUGUAUUGCAGAAGAUCUAUUUACCCAAAGCUCACAAAAUUGUAUAAUGAAACUUACACUCUAUCAUAGUGGAAGACUCCAGUAAGGUGGCCUUACAACAGAUGCAUUUAUUCAUGAAAAUUUAACAGUGGGCUUCGCAAGCUGAUAUAAAUCAUAGUUCAGCCUUUAGACUAGAAUAUUCCUUUAUAUCAAAAUGAAAGAAAAUUGCUUCUCAGAAAGUAGAAUUAAAUCUGCAGAAUUUCUGAGGACCUUGAACAGGGUGUUUUUGGCUGAUUAUCUAUACAGCAAUAUUAAUAAGAUGUAAUCUUUCAUUUGUAAAGCAAGUGUCAUAUUUUAUAUUUUAUUUAGCGUCCAACUGCAAAAGAAUUGCUGAAGCACAAAUUUAUUGUGAAGAAUGCAAAGAGGACAUCUUACCUAACAGAGCUGAUUGACAGGUUUAAGAGAUGGAAGGCAGAGGGACACAGUGACUCUGGAUCAGAUGAUUCUGAUUCGUAAGUAUACGAUGUUAACCAGCAUUUAACAGAUCUUUCACAAUGCCAAGUGAAAGGACCUCUGUGCGUUUUAACUAAAAUGUUUUUCUUUGUGCAGCGAGACCAACAAUAAAGAAAAUAACUUGCACCCAGAGUGGAACUUUACUACGGUUCGGAAGAAGCCAGAUGCAAAGAAAUUGCCGAAUGGAACAGUGUGUAUUUCUUGUUGUGCAGUUUAUUUAUGAAUGAUGACAAGCAGUGACUUUGAAAUGGUGUACUUUUUUUCUUUCUAUUCCAGAAAGCAGGGUGAUUUAUUAACCAUCCAUUUUCGUAUUCAAUUUAUGGCUCAUUUAGGGAUGGAGGUGAGGGUUAUUAACCCCUUAAGGACACAUGACAUGUGUGGCAUGUCAUGAUUCCCUUUUAUUCCAGAAGUUUGCUCCUUAAGGGGUUAAAACAGAGAUGGGUGAGGAGGGUCCUGACUGCUGAUCUGGAUGGCCGCUCCUAAGCUAUAUUGUUAAUUCUGCAUACUAUGAACAUUACCUAUCCACAAUUUUGUCUAAAGCCGAAGUGGCCACAUCAUUACAGCGUCUGCUACCUCCCAAUGAACAGACCUGUCCAAGUUUGUAGUUAUUUGCUGUAAGAUUGAAGUCUGCGUGAUUGCGGCCUAGUCCAACUGGUGUAACAAGUGGUAGGAGAAGAGCACUGUCCCCCAACCCCUUCCACCACUCUCCGCCAUUAGGCUGGUGGGGAUUAUCUCGGUCCCCACCAGAAAAGCCCUGUAUCGUGAAACAUCUCGACUUGGGCACACUGACGGUUUCUUGUAGUUUCUGACAAGAGGGCGACUUGCAGUGGUGGGAAGCAACAUUCAUUUUGGCAUUGCAACCAUUUGUUAUUGGUUUUGGCAACUUAGUCUCCAACUCUCAUCAACUGAGGUCAUGCCGAUGACGGGUGAUGCCCCAUCUCAUCACUCUCCCUGUGGCCAAGAACCUAGAUAGGUCCAAAACAUGAGCACAGUUCACAACCUAGGGUUGGGACUGGGACUCUCUUGGGACAGUGACCUGAUCAUUUUGAGUGGAAAGGUCUGUGAACAUUUAAUGUCUGAUCUCAUUACAUUCUGGACCUAGAGAAGUGGAACUACAGGGCCCUAGCAUGUUGGGCUACUAAAAUCUCAUUUCUGCAUCAAUGGCCUGUGAGAGGGUGUCGGUUGACUCUAAGUCUUUGCUAACCUGCAUCAGCCACCUUAUCACUGUCAUUAUUUCCUUAAGGUUUAUUACUUUUUAAAUCUUACGUUUAAGAGCUCUCCAGCUCAAGGAAUGCAUUAUACAAUGAUUAUCCUAUACACCUUGGACUACAGAGCAUAAAUCUGCUUGCUCUUGGUGACAAACACAAGCGUAUAGUUCUCUUCAGAGUUCGAGUUACAUAUAUUAUACUCCUAUACUUUCAGGUAUAUUUCCAGUAGCAAUACUUUUAGUCUGUUAUAUAAAAUGUGCAGCUAAUUAUACAUACAUGAUAGCCGGACAGAUAUGUUAGUCAUGUCUGACAUACUAUUCUGUUGUGUAUAUCUGCAUUUUCAUUUUUGACUAUUAUCCUGCAACUUUGUCAAUUUAUGCAAAUAUACCACUGCACAACAAAAUUAAAAUUACAAAAACAAGAGAUGAUGGAUGUGUACACUGCCAGCCUCCUCCUCACCAGCCCAUGACCUUUGAGACCGGACCAUAUUUAAUACUCCAUUCUUAGUUCUCCAUUUAUUUUCCAUUACUUUUUUAAUGGAAAUUCAAGUAACAUGGUUGGCUGGAUCCUUCCAGCUAAGUUCCAUAGACUGGAUAGGUGAUAAUGGAGGAGUAGAAAAUCAUUAUAACGUUUACUGUUCUGCUCGAAGUGUGUAGAUGUGGGAGCAGUUUUAAGAAAAAAAAAAUGUGGAAAAAAAAAUGGCACAAACAUUACACUUUAGAAAGAACAUUAAACAUAUGUUUCUGUAGGAUACCUCUGUGAAGUAACACAUUUUCUACAACUAAUUUUGUGAAACAUUUUAAGUGUUCUUAAGAGAUUUCUUUUCUUUAGGACCAAGAACUUGUGACAGCUUUGAGCUCUUUAUCUGUAAUUAUUGCACCCGUGUUCGCUGAGGUGAGUUUUUCUAAUCCUUCCAACACAUCCAUUUCACUUCAAAAAAGUGCAUAAUUAUAAAGUACACCAUUCAUUAUUGACCAUGGUAAUUUUUCAGCUUAAACAACAAGACCGGAAUAACUCCGUGAGAAAAAAUGCAAUUGAAGAACUUGAGAAGAGCAUGAAUAUUGCUGAGACCACUUAUCCAGGGAUAACUGACAAGAUGGUAAAGAAACUCAUGGAGAAAUUCCAAAAGUGAGUAUUCUUUACAUGGUGAAGAUUUGCCUAAUUAGAGUAAAUUCAAAGAUGGUGGUGUCAACAGAGCUUUCUUUGCAUUGAUUGGUAGGUUGUUUGGUGUUUUUCUUUGCUCAACAUUCAUAUAUACUUCUUACAUUUCAAUAUAUCUCCAUUAGUUCCUGUCUUGUGCAAAUGUUGAAAAUGUCGUGUCCAGUUUCAGUUCAGGGCAAAAUGCACAGGUUUGAUUGCCAUCUUUGAAUAUUGACCUAAGUCAUAGGUAACCAGUCAAAAGGGAAUUAGCACUAAGUGGUUAUUGUGUACCCAUGGGAGGUUGGCUUUGAUUUCAAAUGAUUGGGCCAAUUUGAUACCUCAGAUGCUUGGUUUGGAGGAUAAAUGCCAUAGUAAAUACCCUUUAACAUGACCCAUUUUCAUAAUAUUCUUCAGGAUUAGACAUAGAAUAACCCAAAAAUCCACUGAACAUUUUAGCUCUCAUGUAGCAAAAUGAAGCUCAUCCAGUGAAGAAAAACAGAGGGCUUCAGAUACAUUUGUGUUUAACCCCUUAAGGACACAUGAUAUGUGUGACAUGUCAUGAUUCUCUUUUAUUCCAGAAGUUUGGUCUUUAAGGGGUUAAAAGAGUGUUGUGUAGUUUGUGAAUUUAUUGUAUUCAAGAUAGCAGGUGUUAAUUUUCUUUCCUGUUAACAGGUUUUCCGUCAGUGACUCCUAAGUGUCUUCUGAUGACUAUGACAUCACUGUUAUCAGAAAAGGAGAGGGAUACCCACCAAAACUACUCCAAGCCUGGCCAUGCUUAGCUUUUUCAGCUCCUUGUGCCUUUUGGAUCUUUGCAAAAUACAACAUUGACCAUGAUCAACAUUUACGAAGCUCCAAUUUUCUUUUUCUUUUCUUUUUUUUUCUUUUUCUUUUUUUCCCCCUCAUUUCUUUUUCCUUUUUUUGUGAUAGUGUAAAUGGUUUUAUAUUUUCAGGAAAUAAUUUUGUAAAGACUGAUAACUUUUAUUACUGUUUUCAUCUUUUGUUUAAUCCUGUAAAUGUCGAUUUGCUGUUUUGCUCUUGGGUAACAGUUGCUGAGUUAGUGAGAUGUGCAAGUAACAUUAUGUUGUGAUUGUGUUGCACUGUACACUGAUGGAAUCUACUGGGUUUUUUUGUUUUUUUGUUUUCUUCAUGAAUUUUUUUUUGGGGGGGUAAACUUUAGCCAUUUCUUUAGAGUUGAAAUAAGUGGUGGGAUGUAGGGAGUGGACUAGAGCACUUCCACUUAGCAGGGGUAAAUUGUUGCUGCUGUACAGUAAAGCAUUUACUUGUGACACCUCUGACUCGUAUAGACCAUGAGCAGGCUCUCAUCUGUACUAAACUUUCAUCAUACUAGUUAAAUUGCCACAACAUUUAACUCAUUGUGUGCCAGAGAGGCCACAAAGUGACCUUUUUGGCCCACAAGCGUUCAGGUUCUAAUCUGCUUUCCUUUUCAAUUGACUAUGCCAAGUGGCACAAGAACACAUAUCACUACACUGCUCUCUCACUGUGCAUAUUUUUUGUUUUGUUUAAAGCAUCCAGGGUAUAUGGUAAGCAGCCACUCUGUCUUAAGUGUUUUUCUUUCCCCCCCCAUCAUUAAAGUGCUGGAAAUUUUCACACUGAAGUUUAGUAUGAUUUGAAAUGUGGUUGUUUAAAAAAGAAAAAAAGUGUAAAUUUGUUUGACACUUUUUUUUUUUUUUUAAAUACUGCCGCAUAAAAUCUGAAUCUAAUUGGCAUGUAGUAGCAAUAUUGCUUUCUAAUGUGCAGACAAAGUAUGGCAACUAGGUUCAAACACUAUGUUAUGCUGUCUCGCUAGCAAGGUCUCUCAAGCAGUGUGUUUUGCUUUCUUCAAGAAUAAUUAAAGCAAUAUAUAUUUUUUUUUAAUAUAUAUAUUUUUAUUUUGUCAUGGACAAACUAUUUGUCUAAUGUAAUUUAACUCUUGCUGCUGUCAGAGAAGCCUUUCUGUUCUUUGAGAGGAGAUGUGCUGUCAGGCCUACUGGUAAUGAGAGUCAAGCUGUUGGGGAAUACAAAUAAUGUAUAUUAAAAUGCAACAAUGAGUGGUCAAAUAUAAUGUGAAAAAGUAACCCCAGCAAGCAUACAGAGACAAUGGUUUGCACCAGCAUCCCCCAGUUCCACAUUACACAUGUAAUAUAUUCCAUUUAUCCCGCUCAUGCUUAAACAGCGCCAACACGUAUUUAUACUCCUGUGAAAGUGUAUUUUAAAUAUGUAUUUACCAUUUAAUAUUCAAGUAACUAAGUUAAAAUAGAUACUCUUUCACGCACACACAAAGGAAGAAAAAAAAAAUUCAACUUGAUGUUUGGCAGUAAAAAUCCUUUCAAAACAGCCGGCAGAACUGUAAAUAAGUAUUUGAUAUAUUUAUGGUACUGCUUAGUGGGAUGUUUUCUGUUUACUAAAAUUGUCCCAUGUAUAUAGAAUGCAAUAUUUUUAUUCGAGCAUGUGCUUCAUUUUUUUUUCUUUCUUUCUUUCUUUUUUUUUUUUUUUUGCAGUUGGUGUAAAAUAUGUGUGCACAUAUAUCUAACUAUAGAUAUACAUACACAGAUGGUUAUUUAAAAAGAGCUACUUUGGAGCAGACUUCUGAAAGUGGGGCAAUCAGCAGGAAAAUUCCACUGGUUGCCAUGGUGAGUGAUUGGUCCACUUUUAGAAUGCUUUAAAGGAACACAGAAUUGCUCCCCUGCUCUUUAUGAAUAACAUCCAUAAUAUUUUACCUGGAUGUGUUCAUUUUAUGAUUUGAGCCCUGAUGAUUUAUUUUAAUUUUGUGUAAUCGGUUGUUCAUGCCCUACAAGUGCCAGAGAUUUCGGCCCGACGUUUCUCACCUACGCUGCACGGCCAGUAUCUCACGCACAGAGGAGUUGAAAACCUAAGAAUAUCUGCCAAAUCUAUAAAAUGUAACCGUGCUUGACGCAUACUGCAUUUUGUCAAAUAGCCAUUACAGUGUUUUUUUUUUUUUUUUUACUUUUUAUUAAAGUAGCUAUUCAUGUUUAAGAGAAAAUUACCUCCAGUUUCUGAUGCAAAUGAGCAUGCUGUAGUGUCAAGGGAUAUAUACAUAGAAAAUUACCAAUUCCACUGACAGUCUGAAUCUUACAUUUGUUGUGACGAUCUGGUAGUGUUUUUUUUUUUUUUUAGAAUUAAAAAUUAAGCCAAAAAGUUGCUCUUGUAUAAAAGAAACAUUUCCAAUCCACUUGCAAAAUGUAUGUAAAUUUGCAAAACCGUCAAUGACCAAUCUGUUCAGCUGCCUGGUGGCAUCCAUUUUGUUUUACACUGUUUACUUCCUUAGCUAAAUUCUGCUAUGUAAGAAACAAUAGGGAGUGGUGUGCAGAGGCAAACAUUUCAUGCUGCCCCACUCGACUGAAGAUCACUUUAAAUACCCAUCAAGGUUUAGAAGAAAUUACGUGUAAUAAUCAAUAUUGAAAUGUGAUUUUUAAUCUUAAUAGUUACUGCUAAUUUAAUGAUGCCUCUAUGCCAUUUCCUAGAUUUUAGGCUUUCAGUCCAGGGGAUUUGAGUUCUUUCACUAGGCAUAGAUCUUAAUAGACAUCUUAGCCACGUGACAACCCGCUUUAAUAUCUGCCAUGGCAGAUAUGUAUGUUAUGGCCAACUAAAAAGCUUACAAAACAUCAGUGAAGUUGUACUUCACAAGCUGGGGGUCUGUGUGUUGGCCCAACCCCUGUGCUAGACUUGUCCACUUCACAAGCUGGGGGUCUGUGUGUUGGCCCAACCCCUGUGCUAGACUGAUCCAAAAAAGUUUUGUACAAUAUAUUUGUUCUGAAUUGCUAGUGACCCAAGAUCAGAGCAUAUACUAAGGGGACAUAUGUUUUUGAUUUUUCACAGAACUUGUUUUAAGUGAAGCUGCUUCUAUGUGCAAAACCAUGCUCCACAUUAAAGGGCUGUCAACAUUUGCCCUACUGUAUUUCAUAUUGCACUGCACCUCCCAUUAUCCUCUGCCAAACCAGAGGUGCUCAACGGGCACAAUUGCACAGCUCACUUUCAGUACUUAGGUUUUGUAAAACCGAAAAUAUUUUUUUCCUUUCACACUAAAGUGAAAUUGCUCUACUACGUUAACCCCCAAGUACGUCGUAUUUUUAACCAGACUAGGGUUGUUCAUAAACCUUUUUUUUUGUAGAAGUAGCACAUUGCUUAAAAUUGCAGCAUGCUUAUUUCUUCUAUGGGGUUAGUUUAACCAUAACAACAUAAAUUUCUGCUUUUCAUCAGAAGGACACUUGAAAUAUGUUGCUGGCAAAUGCCAAGGAAAGAGAAAUUCAGUGGUGCCUAUACAAUUGAGUUCACUUUUUAAUUUCUCUGUUUUUAAGGAACCAUUUUUUGUUUGCAUUUUCUGCUCGCUAACUGAAACUCACUUCAAAUUUAUAUCUUGAGAAAGUCUGAAAAUAGUUUUUGAAAAACAAUGUUAUGAAUAAAAAAAAAAUAUUUUUAUAAAUAUAUUAAGGAGUAAAAGUUGUAAAUACAGUUGAUCAGAAAGCUUUAUAAGAUAACUUCACAGAUAGAAAAAAAAAAAAUUAUAAAAAAACAGUGGUACCCAUAUAUCCUUCAUAGUUAUUACUUCUGUAAAUCUGUUAAUAGAGUAAGCUUAUUUCAGUAUGUCAGGGGAUUUUAAAUGGUUUAAGAAUAAAUAUUUAAAUUCUGUUAAAGACUUGAUUUGUAUACGUGGUGUUUUUUUUUUCUGCUUGUAGAAUUAAAGACAAAC